Molecule: messenger RNA, 56600 nt
Organism: Coregonus sp. 'balchen'
Lineage: Eukaryota; Metazoa; Chordata; Actinopteri; Salmoniformes; Salmonidae
Source: the annotation of a GenBank genome assembly
AUGUCAGAUGGUAAGGAGAGAGUAGGGGGGUUAUAGCUAUGGAGAGGUAAUCGCGGGCACAGUUGCUGUUGCACCGCAUCCCUUUUCCAUUUGCGCAGCCUACUGUGCUUGUGAUGAUACCCGGUCGACCGUGAUGAUGUGUUGUGUGACAGACUCGUAGUAUACUACUAGGCCGCAACCCAUUAGAUGUUGUCACUGCUGUUCACGUCACCUGCACCAGAACAGAAGCAGGGAAGCUGACGGUUGAUAUCGCGACGGGCCACCAGGGUCAAUUUUGCUCUGUUUUUUUGUGAUAAUACAUUUAUCAGGUAGUCGCCUAGGGCGAAAUUAAGCAGGGCUGGAUAGACAGUUACGUUGUAUCGCUGUUCAAAUAUACAGUAGCUAAACCAGCCAGUUGAAGGACUGGGUCGAUUGGAAUUGGUCACCACUAGCAGCAUAGUAGUCGAUCAUGUGUUUGCCUACCUAGUUUAGUGACAUUUAAUGUAUUGUUAAUAGUUGGAAUAAUAUACAAAUGUUGCUAAUCCAGUUUUUCUAUUUAUAGUCCUGGCCUAUAGUGCAUUGUCUGUCGUAAGGCACACAUACACACACACGAUCCAUACAUUAUACAGAUAUUGUUGUUAGUCUAUAAGAGUAUCCAAAUGCAUGACACUGCCAUUUUUCAUAACCACUGUCAUGACAGAGCAGAAGACUCUUUCUCACUCACUCAAAAUACACAAACACAGCACACACACACCUUGUGCACAUAAACCCUUACGAAAAAAUAUUGCAGUCAGAGUGCAGUACACUGCAGUAUAACUGUAGUUAGUGCAGUAUAACUGCAGUUAUUCUGCAAUUACAGCGUUAAAAAUACCACAGUCAAGUGCAGUUACUGAACUUUUACUGCAGUUUGAAAACUGCAAUCUUUUUUUUGUAAGGGAAAAUGCAUGUGUUUAGAAUACUAGAGUGUCUCGCUUUCAGCCUCCAACUGUUUCAUGUAAAGCUGGCCAUUACAAAAAAAGUGCAGGAACAGCAGUCGACUGUGGUAUUGUGGACGCAGAAUAAUUGCAGUGUACAGCAGUUAUACUGCACUCUCACUGCAGUUACACUGCAAAAUUAUUGCAGUAAUAAAAAUGGUUAUUUUGAAUGCAGCAUACUGCACUCUAACUGCAGUUAUACUGUAUUGUACUUCAGUUAUACUGUGCUCUGACUGCAAUCUUUUUUCGUAAGGAGGCACCGCAUGGCAUUUAGGGUACCAUGCCCCUCCUCUUUCAAACAUUUAUCUAUUCUUCAUAAAUACAUAGCCUAAUUCUCCCUCAUUCACCCUAUCUAAGCACUUUACACAGGCUAGGCCCUACCUCUUUCAAGUUUCCCCAUUAUGCUACUCUUUCACCCCUUCUCUCUUUCCCCCACAUGGCCCUAUUCCCACUACGAAAAUAUUUCUACUUUUCAAUUCACAUUCCUUCCUUGCCUUACCUUUCGUUGUGGCUGGCAACGUGACAUUCUUGGUCCGCAGCUCAAAUUGACCGUAAAUAUCACAGUAAGCCAGUAAAGCACUAACUAUUCAACAAUGACAAACUUUUCUUUUACAUUUUUACAUUUUAGUCAUUUAGCAGACGCUCUUAUCCAGAGCGUUAAGUGCCUUGCUCAAGGGCACAUCGACAGAUUUUUCACCUAGUCGGCUCGGGGAUUAGAACCAUUGACCUUUCGGUUACGGGCACAACGCUCUUAACCACUAAGCUACCUGCCGCCCCAUAUUACACUAUUGAAUAAUGCAACCAAACCAUAUUACACUCUUGAAUAAUGCAACAAUUCACAAGCAUGUGCAGACAAUUAAAAUGUUUAUUUUAUCACCUGUAGUCUACUCACUACAUUUUAGCUUCAAGACAAAAGCACAGUUGCUAACAGCAUGUCUUCAUCAAGUAAAGUUAGCCUUUAAAAAAUUAACAAUUAACCCUCUCAUACGAAUAUAAAAGUACUGUAGGCCUACCUAACAACAUUACAACAAACCUGGCAUAAUUUUUUAUCAAUAGCAUGCAAAUCAUUACAUGUGGUAAAAGCAAAUUGUAACUGAAAACAGGGGUAUAAGUGAAUUCAUUGUGGAGUUGCGAUGAGCUGUUUUAUAUGGAUGCCCAUACCCGCCAUCCCCAAAAAUAAAUUCUUAAUGAUUUGUGAAGAUGCAAAAUUAGUCUGUGCUUCAUUCUGAUAAACUGUAGCCUACUGAUGACAACCACAGCUACAUGUAGCCUAGAGAAGCCUAUGCGCUCUGAUCCCAUCUGGGCCUGGCCAGGGGAAACGUAACAUCAUAUUUUUAUAGUCAAAGCUAUGUAUUUAUAGCCUAAAAUAGGCCCAUUUUAUUUGUGUUCUUAGACAAUGUGAUUGUGAUCAAAUUUGGUUUAUAUUCAAACUUCGGGUGGCUAGGCUACUUGGGCCUUUUGAAUAAAAAAUGGACUGGAAUUAAUCUACACAAUAGUGAUGACAUACUGUAUGAGUAUCUUUUUAAUUACAGAUGCAAAGGCCUACACGAUGCAACCCUGCAUAAAGCUAGCUCGGCCCUGUUAGUUUUAUUGUCCAAUCGCAGUUGUUGUCUGUGUAAAGGGUUUUAAUGUUUUCAUCCUCCUAGGGCCAGGAGUUUGUCUAGUUUUAAUUUUUCUAUAAACCAUAUGACCUAAUUAGAACAAAUCUGGUGCCAUCAUAGCUCAUACAAAACCACUUUUUACAGCUGAUUUAUUACUAUGACAUACGCUACAACUAGUGUCCGGAGUUGGUUAGGUUAGCCUACUACCACAUCCGUAAAAACUGGGCCCCAGGAAAACAAAUUCCCCCCAGCACUCUGGGACUAGUGGUACCACCUCUGAAAUCAUCACACUAUGUUACAAAUGAAAAAACACAUCCUAUUUGUAUGUUUUUGGUGGUGGGGAUUGGCUUCCAUAGUUUUAUGUGGCUCAAUGCAGCUGUCGGCUGCUGCAACUAUUUCAAAAUGUAACAGGCUGUUACUGCAAUUUCAGGUAAAACUCAAUAAAACAUGUCUCAUAUUAGGAAAAUGUCUAUACAUUUCAGCUGUUUCAAAAAUAUUGCUCUCCAUUUAUACUGUUUACAGUGCCCUGCUUCAAGGGGGCAACUGUCGGGUCGAGUGUUGUGCGCUACCUCUGGAGGUAGCGGUUGAGACGUAGCAAGAAUGCAAGUUUACAUUUGAGUAAUAUGUGUAGCCGAUGGUAUUUUCACAAACAUUGUAGUCAGAUUGAAGAGGCUCCAAGAGCCCCCCCCCCCACACACACUCCUCACUCUUGAAAACCGUCUCCUCUUGACCACACCCUUCACACAACUUUUCUCUUGUUAUAACCAUUCCUUAAAUGUAUGUCUCAAAUUAUGAAAAGUGUCAUUUCCUCAAAACCUCAUGGGUCAUGCAUCGAACCUGCAUACUUGUGUCCGCUUGCUUAUGUUCUAUGCAGCAUAUUAUUAUUUCCAGACAUUUUGUGCAAACUGAACAGAUUAUCUGAAAUAAGUAAGUGUAAAGCUAUUCUAUUGAGGGCAGGUUUCAGACUCAGAUUAGACCAAUCCAGACAGUAGGCUUUUUUUUCUCUCCAGUUUUAGUCAAAGAAUGUAGGCUAAACCUUUAGAUUAACCUUGGAUUAUAUAGGCCUACUUCUUAAACUGCAGAUUCUGUGACUUGGAUCUGUUAGCCAAAAUGUAGCCACAGUUCAGUAGAAUAUUCAAAUGCAUCCAUGAAACCAUAGGGUAAAUCCAUUUGAAUUCAAUAAUUUUUUGACAGCAUCGCUUGUGAUUUAAACAAAACUUUCCAUACAAAACUUUCCAUACACUUUCCAAUUUUAUUCCCAUUUUAGUACAUUUAUCAGCCAAAACAUGACACUCACCCUGUAUUCAAGAGCAUGUUGUCUCAACCGAUGGCGGUCACAACACAAUAACCUUAGAUUAUAGGGCUGCACGAUUAAUCAAAUUCAGAUUGUAAUUGCGAUAUUGACGUGCAACAACCAUAUCGCAAGAGUCUGCGAUUUUCUCUUUUAUUUGUCACGCAGUUAAUACAACAAAAACUAGACUACAGUACCUCCUCCAAUGAGAUCCGCUAGACUCCGUUCAUUCACACUCUACAUGCACAGAGGAUGCUGACCAAUCACAAGCGGACUCUCUGCAUGGCAUGCACAUGCUGGCCAAUCACAAGCGUCCCCACUUAAAGCACAUGCUGGUGAGGAGAGAAAGGGCUUUACCAAAAAAGGGUGCAUCUUCAGUGGUAUGGCAGUAUUUCGGCUACAGCAAAAAGUGCCUCAGAGUUGUGAUGACAACAAGACGCGACAACAAGAGGCAACACAACAAAUGUAUUAAAUCAUUUGAAGAAUAACCAUCCCCUACUUUACGACGAUUGCAUGGUAAGAAAACUCGCCCGACAGCAGCAAAGCCCUUCAGCCACAACCAGCCAGCUACGUUAAAGGGCAAUUCCGCCACUUUUCAACCUCAUAUUCAUCACCUCCAGCACCAAACAAGUGUCUACAUACUGUAUGUGAAUACGUUUCUAUGAUCUGGGGUUAAAAAUAUAAGUAGAAAGGCCCUAAAAAAAUGCUUCUGAGACAUCACAGGGUAGGAUUUUCAAAACUUGCAAUGAGUUUCUAGACCAAGGGGGUAUUUUCCUGCUCCCCAAGUCACCGCGUCUCAUAAUUUUUGAAAAUCACUGUUUUUAAAAUGUUGUAAUGUUAUUUUUAUGUUUGAUUUUUUUAUCCUUUAUUUAUUUUAGUCAUUUUUUUUUAUUACCCCCUUUUUCUCCUUAAUUUUGUAGUAUCCAAUUGGUAGUAGUUACAGUCUUGUCCCAUCGCUGCAACUCCCGUACAGACUCUGGAGAGGCAAAGGUCGAGAGCCUCUCCCGAGUCCUCCGAAACACAACCCAGCCGAGCCGCGCUGCUUCUUGACAUAAUGCCCGCUUAACCCAGAAGCACCAAUGUGUCGGAGGAAACACCGUACACCUGGUGACUGUGUCAGCGUGCACUGCGCCCGGCCCGCCACAGGAGUCGCUAGUGCGCGAUGGGACAAGAAUACCCCUGCCGGCCAAACCCUCACCUAACCUGGACGACGCUAGGCCAAUUGUGCGCCGCCCCAUGGGUCUCCCGGUCGCGGCCGGCUGCGACAGAGCCUGGACUCGAACCAGGAUCCUAGACCACUGCGCCACUCGGGAGUACCUGUUUUAACUUUUGAUGAUGUCAUCGGGUAGAACUUUUAAACUUUAUAUAUACAUAUUUUUCUACAAAACUUAGAAAUGCACCAUUUUCACAUAUGUUGGCACUGGUAUUGUGCUGGAGAUAAUGAAAAUGAGGUUGAAAAGUGGUUGAGUUGCCCUUUUCUUGAACAGGCAUUGAUUGCUCGUGCGUUUUCAAGUGUAACGCCCUACGAAAAACAUCCUGCAGACACAUGGAAAUCACAGAGGCUAUCACAUGGUUCCUAUUUACACAGUCGGCAAAGACUGCUUCAAGAAGAUGAUAAACAAGCUGGCCAGGAGAUACAAGAUUCCAUCUCGCACAUAUUUCUCCCAAGUCGCCAUCCCAACGCUAUAACAAAAUUAAGGGAGAAGGUGAAUCAUGUUGCGUUGGAUGACUGGACCAGACUCCAAUGUUUUGAACAGGCUGCACCUUGCAAUCGAUAGGCUACGUGUCACAUGAUUUUAAGUUACUUUGACUUAUAAUUUCAAUUAUAAUAAUGAUUGAGCCUACUUAUAAUUGCACAAUCAUAAGCUUCCCAUUCCAUCUUCAGCCAAUGGCUGCCUGAAUAAAUAAUUAACUUAGGUUAUUUAAGAACUCAUAAUGGUAAAAUAGGAAGUUGUGUAAUUCAUUAAUUCAUUAAUAAGUGCUGUGCUUAUAGCGCACUAUAUUUUGAUGAUCAUGUUAAAAAUGUAUGUUUGUUAGUAUGUAGGUGUAAUAAUCCUAUCUAUUGUCAUAUGUAGCCUAUAAAAAUGUUGGAAAAUAUUUAUUUAAUUUGGUUUUGUAUUCAGUUAGCACAGUAUGUAUUCAUUCAUAUGAUCUCAUUUUAGAAGUGAUGUCUACCCUGACAUUUGUUUUAACCAUGUCUGAUGGAAUUCACAUUUCGUUAUCACAAUUAGAUAUUUUGUCCAAAUCGUGCAGCCCUAUUAGAUUAUGUAAAAUAGGGUAUAAAAUACAACAUAUGCAAAUGAAUUUUUAGAUCAUUUACGUUAAAGGUUAAACACAGAAAUUAUAAAAUAGUUGUAAGCUUUUAAAUUAUAUCAGUCUCAACCCUUUAUCUUUUUCCAAUGAUGAAGACAUGGAUGUCUCAUCGUAUGGUGUGGAAUGCAAAAUGGGUCAGCUUUGAGCACCUUUAUCUCUUGAAUGUUUUGGCAUUCCGGUCCCAAAAGUCACUUUCUUAGCACUUCUACAAUGGGCAAAUAUAUAUGGAAGGUUUUGUUCAAAUCAAAAGGGGGGAUGCCAAAAAGUGAAUCAAUUCAAAUGGAUUUACUCCAUUAUUAUCUAGAGAGUAGGCUAGCCUGAUCUAGACCUUUUUGAAAAUACCACAAUAUAGAUUGUAUAUUGAGUAGUCUAGAUGUUACCACGCAGGACCAUAUUUAUAUUGCAGAUGAUGAACUUUCCUAACAUAUGUAAUGUCUUGAUUGUAUGUAAAAGCUAUGCAAAUUAAUGUAUUCAGGGCUCGACAUACAGGGCUGCCUGCUGGCCCGGGGAUGUUUUGGAAACCCACCGGGCCAGUCGAUCAUCUCCGUCAGUGACCCGCUUGGGCCAGUGAAAAAAAUAUUGUAAUAAUGCUAUUUUUAAUCUAGGCUAUAUAAUUGAUUGUAUUAUAUAUGUUGAUUUAUUUAUCACACGCGCUGCACACAUACAGUACCUUCGGAAAGUAUUCAGACCCAUUUACCUUUUCCACAUUUUGUUAAGUUACAGCCUUAUUCUAAAAUAGAUUAAAUAAAUAAAAAUCCUUAGCAAUCUACACACAAUACCCCAAAAUGACAAAGUGAAAACAGGUUUUUAGAAAUUUUUGCAAAUUUAUUAAAAAUUAAAAACACAAAUACCUUAUUUACAUAAGUAUUCAGACCCUUUGCUAUGAGACUCGAAAUUGAGCUCUGGUGCAUCCUGUUUCCAUUGAUCAUCCUUGAGAUGUUUCUACAACUUGAUUGGAGUCCACCUGUGGUAAAUUCAAUUGAUUGGACAUGAUUUGGAAAGGCACACACCUGUCUAUAUAAGGUCCCACAGUUGACAGUGCAUGUCAGAGCAAAAAAAAACAAGCAACGAGGUCGAAGAAUUUGUCUGUAGAGCUCCGAGACAGGAUUGUGUCGAGGCACAGAUCUGGGGAAGGGUACCAAAACAUUUCUGCAGCAUUGAAGGUCCACAAGAACACAGUGGCCUCCAUCAUUCUUAAAUGGAAGAAGUUUGGAACCACCAAGACUCUUCCUAGAACUGGCCGCCCGGCCAAACUGAGCAAUCGGGGGAGAAGGGCCUUGGUCAGGGAGGUGACCAAGAAUCCGAUAGUCACUCUGAAAGAGCUCCAGAGUUCCUCUGUGGAGAUGGGAGAACCUUCCAGAAGGACAGCCUUUAUGGUAGAGUGGACAGAUGGAAGCCACUCCUCAGUAAAAGGCACAUGGCAGCCUGCUUGGAGUUUGCCAAAAGGCACCUAAAGGACCCUCAAACCAUGAGAAACAAGAUUCUCUGGUCUGAUGAAACCAAGAUUGAACUCUUUGGCCUGAAUGCCAAGCGUCACGUCUGGAGGAAACCUGGCACCAUCCCUACGGUGAAGCAUGGUGGUGGCAGCAUUAUGCUGUGGGGAUGUUUUUCAGCGGCAGGGACUGUGAGACUAGUCAGGAUCGAGGCAAAGAUGAACGGAGCAAAGUACAGAGAGAUCCUUGAUGAAAACCUGCUCCAGAGCGCUCAGGAUUUCAGACUGGGGCGAAGGUUCACCUUCCAACAGGACAACGACCCUAAGCACACAGCCAAAACAACGCAGGAGUGGCUUGGGGAAAAGUCUCUGAAUGUUCUUGAGUGGCCCAGCCAGAGCCUGGAAUUGAACCCGAUCAAACAUCUCUGGAGAGACCUGAAAAUAGCUGUGCAGCGACGCUCCCCAUCCAACCUGACAGAACUUGAGAGGAUCUGCAGAGAAGAAUGGGAGAAACUCCCCAAAUACAGGUGUGCCAAGUUUACAGCGUCAUACCCAAGAAGACUCGAGGCUGUAAUCACUUCCAAAGGUGCUUCGGCAAAGUACUGAGUAAAGGGUCUGAAUACUUAUGUAAAUGUGAUAUUUCAGUUCUUUAUUUUUAACAAAGUAGCACACAUUUCUAAAAACCAGUUUUUGCUUUGUCAUUAUUGGGUAUUGUGUUUAGAUUGAUGAGGAAUAAAAAAAAGUAAUACAAAAAAUUAGAAUAAGGCUGUAACGUAACAAAAUGUGGAAAAAGUCAAGGGGUCUGAAUACUUUCCAAAGGCACGUGUAACUUUUUGUCAAUUUUUUUAAUGAGCUGCAUUAAAUAUAAUUCCUUACAACAGGGCUGCCCAACACUCUUCCUGGAGAUCUACCGUCCUGUGGGUUUUCAGUCCAACCCUAAUUUAACACACCUGAUUCUACUUAUUAGCUGCUCAACAAGACCUUAACUAGCUGAAUCAGAUAUGCUAAAUUAGGGUUGGACUGAAAACCUACAGGACAGUAAAUCUCCAGGAAGAGGGUUGGGCAGCCCUGCUUUACAACUUUGGUUGGUAUGGCAAUAAAGUAUUAAAACUUGAAUCCAAACUAAAAUGGCUGCCCCACUUCCUCCCCAGGUAAGAGCAAGGAGGCGGAGAUCAAGCGGAUCAAUAAGGAGCUGGCCAACAUCCGCUCCAAGUUCAAGGGGGACAAGGCCCUGGAUGGCUAUAGUAAGAAGAAGUAUGUCUGCAAGCUGCUGUUCAUCUUCCUGCUGGGACAUGACAUCGACUUUGGACACAUGGAGGCUGUCAACCUGCUCAGCUCCAACAAGUACACAGAGAAACAGAUCGUAAGUGAAAUGUGCGCGUGUUUGCGUGUGUGAGAGCACCCAACUUGUAUGAAUGGGUGUGUGCUGUGUCCUUGCGGCUAUGUUUGUCUGUCUGUGUGGGUUGUCUGUAUAUUUUCAGUUUGUGGCAAUCCAUUUCUCAUUGUCUAUGUCUGUCUGGAUCUUGAUAUCCCAGUCUCUGUUUUGUCAGUUGGUUGUACUUGUUGCCUGUAUUUUUUGUAUUUUUUGGGUAUUUAUUAGGGAUCCCAAUUAGCUGUUUCCAAGGCAGCAGCUACUCUUCCUGGGGUCCAAACAUAUUAAAGCACUUACAUUACAUAUAAAACAAAAGAUAAAACAGUACAUCAUAUAACAUUACACCACUACAUAUCUACAAUACAAAAUGUUUAAUACCACCAUACAACAAUAUCACAAUGUGUGCGUAUGCAUGUGUUUGUACCUUUGUGUGUGUAUCUUCACAGUCCCCGUUGUUCCAUAAGGUGUAUUUUUAUCUGUUUUUUAAAUCUGAUUCUAAUGCUUGCAUGAUAAUGCUUGCUUGUUACCUGAUGUGGAAUAGAGUUCCAUGUAGUCAUGGCUCUAUGUAGUACUGUGCACCUCCCAUGGUCUGUUCUGGACUUGGGGACUGUGAAGAGACCUCUGGUGGCAUGUCUUGUGGUGUAUGCAUGGGUGUCCAAGCUGUGUGCUAGUAUUUUAAACAGACAGCUCGGUACAUUCAGCUUGUCAACACCUCUUACAAAAACAAUGAGUGAUGAAUUCAAUCUGUGGUCCUCUGUAGCUCAGCUGGUAGAGCACGGCGCUUGUAACGCCAAGGUAGUGGGUUCGAUCCCCGGGACCACCCAUACACAAAAAAUGUAUGCACGCAUGACUGUAAGUCGCUUUGGAUAAAAGCGUCUGCUAAAUGGCAUAUUAUUAUAUUAUUAAUCUCUCUUCCACUUUGAGCCAUGAGAGAUUGACAUGCAUGUCAUUAAUGUUAGCUCUCCGUGUACUUUUAAGGGACAGCCGUGCUGCCCUGUUCUGAGCCAACUGCAAUAUUCCCAAGUCCCUCUUUGUGGCACCUGACCACACUACUGAACUGUAGUCUAGGUGCGACAAAACUAGGGCCUGUAGGACCUGCCUUGUUCAUAGUGUUGUUAAGAAGGCAGAGCAGCGCUUUAUUAUGGACAGACUUCUCCCCAUUUUAGCGACUGUUGUAUCAAUAUGUUUUGACCAUGAGUUUACAAUCCAGGGUUACUCCAAGCAGUUUAGUCACCUCAACUUGCUCAAUUUCCACAUUAUUCAUUACGAGAUGUAGUUGAGGUUUAGGGUUUAGUGAAUGAUUUGUCCCAAAUACAAUGCUUUUAGUUUUGGAAAUAUUUAGGACUAACUUAUUCCUUGCUACCCAUUCCGAAACUAUCUGCAACUCUUUAAGUGUUGCAGUUAUUUCAGUUGCUGUAGUAGUUGACAUGUAUAGUGUUGAGUCAUCCGCAUACAUAGACACACUAGCUUUACUCAAAGCCAGUGGCAUGUUGUUAGUAAAGAUGGAAAGAAAAGUAAGGGGCCUAAACAGUUACCCUGGGGAAUUCCUGAUUCUACCUGGAUUAUGUUUGAGAGGCUUUCAUUAAAGAACACCCUCUGUGUUCUGUUAGACAAGUAACUCUUUAUCCACAUUAUAGCAGGGGGUGUAAAGCCAUAACACAUACGUUUAUCCAGCAGCAGGCUAAGAUCGAUAAUGUCAAAAGCUGCACUAAAGUCUAACAAGACAACCCCCACAAUCAUUUUAUCAUCAAUUUCUCUGUCAAUCAUCAGUCAUUUGUGUAAGUUCUGUGCCUGUUGAGUGUCCUUCCCUAAAAGUGUGCUGAAAGUCUGUUAUCAGUUUGUUUACUGUGAAAUACAGUGGGGAGAACAAGUAUUUGAUACACUGCCGAUUUUACAGGUUUUCCUACUUACAAAGCAUGUAGAGGUCUGUAAUUGUUAUCAUAGGUACACUUCAACUGUGAGAGACGGAAUCUAAAACAAAAAUCCAGAAAAUCACAUUGUAUGAUUUUUAAGUAAUUAAUUUGCAUUUUUAUUGCAUGACAUAAGUAUUUGAUCACCUACCAACCAGUAAGAAUUCCGGCUCUCACAGACCUGUUAGUUUUUCUUUAAGAAGCCCUCCUAUUCUCUACUCAUUACGUGUAUUAACUGCACCUGUUUGAACUCGUUACAUGUAUAAAAGACACCUGUCCACACACUGAAUCAAACAGACUCCAACCUCUCCACAAUGGCCAAGACCAGAGAGCUGUGUAAGGACAUCAAGGAUAAAAUUGUAGACCUACACAAGGCUGGGAUGGGCUACAGGACAAUAGGCAAGCAGCUUGGUGAGAAGGCAACAACUGUUGGCGCAAUUAUUAGAAAAUGGAAGAAGUUCAAGAUGAUGGUCAAUCACCCUCGGUCUGGGGCUCCAUGCAAGAUCUCACCUCGUGGGGCAUCAAUGAUCAUGAGGAAGGUGAGGGAUCAGCCCAGAACUACACGGCAGGACCUGGUCAAUGACCUGAAGAGAGCUGGGACCACAGUCUCAGUAGCUCAGCUGGUAGAGCAUGGCGCUUGUAACGCCAAGGUAGUGGGUUCGAUCCCCGGGACCACCCAUACACAAAAAUGUAUGCACGCACGACUGUAAGUCGCUUUGGAUAAAAGCGUCUGCUAAAUGGCUUAUUAUUAUUAUUAUUAUUAUUAUUAUUAAAACAAUUAGUAACACACUACGCCGUCAUGGAUUAAAAUCCUGCAGCGCACGCAAGGUCCCCGUGCUCAAGCCAGCGCAUGUCCAGGCCCGUCUGAAGUUUGCCAAUGACCAUCUGGAUGAUCCAGAGGAGGAAUGGGAGAAGGUCAUGUGGUCUGAUGAGACAAAAAUAGAGAUUUUUGGUCUAAACUCCACUCGCCGUGUUUGGAGGAAGAAGAAGGAUGGGUACAAUCCCAAGAACACCAUCCCAACCGUGAAGCAUGGAGGUGGAAACAUCAUUCUUUGGGGAUGCUUUUCUGCAAAGGGGACAGGACGACUGCACCGUAUUGAGGGGAGGAUGGAUGGGGCCAUGUAUCGCGAGAUCUUGGCCAACAACCUCCUUCCCUCAGUAAGAGCAUUGAAGAUGGGUCAUGGCUGGGUCUUCCAGCAUGACAACGACCCGAAACACACAGCCAGGGAAACUAAGGAGUGGCUCAGUAAGAAGCAUCUCAAGGUCCUGGAGUGGCCUAGCCAGUCUCCAGACUUGAAAUAAAAGAAAAUCUUUGGAUGGAGCUGGAAGUCCAUAUUGCCCAGCGACAGCCCCGAAACCUGAAGGAUCUGGAGAAGGUCUGUAUGGAGGAGUGGGCCAAAAUCCCUGCUGCAGUGUGUGCAAACCUGGUCAAGACCUACAGGAAACGUAUGAUCUCUGUAAUUGCAAACAAAGGUUUCUGUACCAAAUAUUAAGUUCUGCUUUUCUGAUGUAUCAAAUACUUAUGUCAUGCAAUAAAAUGCAAAUUAAUUACUUAAAAAUCAUACAAUGUGAUUUUCUGGAUUUUUGUUUUAGAUUCCGUCUCUCACAGUUGAAGUGUACCUAUGAUACAAAUUACAGACCUCUACAUGCUUUGUAAGUAGGAAAACCUGCAAAAUCGGCAGUGUAUCAAAUACUUGUUCUCCCCACUGUAGCAUUGUAUCUGGUCAAACACCAUUUUUCCCAGAAGUUUACCAAGGGUUGGUAACAGGCUGAUUGGUCGUCUAUUUGAGCCAGCAAAGGGGGCUUUACUAUUCUUGGGUAGCGGAAUGACUUUAGCUUCCCUCCAGGCCUGAGGGCACACACUUUCUAGUAGGCUUAAAUUGAAGAUGUGGCAAAUAGGAGUGGCAAUAUCGUCCGCUAUUAUCCUCAGUAAUUUUCCAUGCAGAUUGUCAGACCCCGGUGGCUUGUCAUUGUUGAUAGACAACAAUAAUUUUAUCACAUCUUCCAAACGGUCUUUACGGAAUUCAAUUUGGUCAGAUAUACUUGGAUGUGUAGCGUCAGCAUUUGUUGCUGGCAUGUCAUACCUACAUUUGCUUAUCUUGCCAAUGAAGAAGUCAUUAAAGUAGUUGGCAAUAUCAGUGGGUUUUGUGAUGAAUGAGCCAUCUGAUUCAAUGAAUGAUGGAGCCGAGUUUGCUUUUUUUCCCAAAAGGUCAUUUAAGGUGCUCCAAAGCUUUUUACUAUCAUUCUUUAUAUCAUUUAUUUUUGUUUCAUAGUGUAGUUUAUUUUGAUUUAGUUUAGUCACAUGAUUUCUUAAUUUGCUGUACGUUUGCCAAUCAGUUGGGCUGCCAGACAAUUUCCUCAUCAAUCCCAGGGGAUUUAACAGUCUUUACAGUCAUUUUCGUAAUGGGUGCAUGCUUAUUAGUAACUGGAAUAAGCAAUUUCAUAAAUGUGUCAAGUGCAGCGUCUGGUUGCUCCUCAUUACACACCACAGACCAGCAAAUAUUCUUUACAUCAUCAACAUAUGAAUCACAACAAAACGUAUUGUAUGACCUCUGAUACACUGUAUUAGGCCCAGCCUUUGGAACUUUGGUUUUCCUAGAUAUGGCUACUGUAUUGUGAUCACUACAUCUGAUGGAUUUGGAUACUGCUUUAAAGCAAAUUUCUGCAGCAUUAGUAAAGAUGUGAUCAAUACAUGUUGAUGAUUUAAUUCCUGUGCUGUUUGUAAAUACCCUCUGCCACUGUAUUUCUUUUUCUCUUAAACUGUUCUUUCAAUACACUGGUACAUUUACUUAACCCAUUCUGGGGUCCUAGUCUUGUCUGUCUAUAUUUGCAGUACAACAGAUCAUUGAACUUAGUGUCAUUCAUUCAAAUGUCAAGCUCUGCUUUGGUGUUCAGAUAUUCUGACCGGAACAUUCAAUUGCCAGAGCAAAGACUUUAAAACUUUUAUAAGUAGUCUUAUAUAUGUCACGGUAUGUGUGACUGUAUGACUAUUGGGUUAUACGAUGUGUAUAUACAAAUAUUUAGGUCGAAGGUUGACCUGACAGGGCGUGUUUCAGUACAAAUUCUUUCACAAUGGUCGUUUUAUUGCUUCUUUAAUCAGCACAACAGUUUUCAGCUGUGCUAACAUAAUUGCAAAAGGGUUUUCUAAUGAUCAGUUAGCCUUUUAAAAUGAUAAACUUGGAUUAGCAAACACAACGUAGCAUUGAAACACAGGACUGAUGGUUGCUGAUAAUGGGCCUCUGUACGCCUAUGUAGAUAUUCCAUUAAAAAUCAGCCAUUCCAGCUACAAUAGCCAUUUACAACAUUAACAAUGUCUACACUGUAUUUCUGAUCAAUUUGAUGUUAUUUUAAUUGACCAAAAAAUUGCUUUUCUUUCGAAAACAAGGACAUUUCUAAGUGACCCCAAACUUUUGAACGGUAGUGUUUAUCACCAGUAGUAGCCUACAUUUACUGUUAAUUCCUAUGAUUUCUAAUCUACAAUGUUUGUUUGGUUACAGUCAUUUCUGUUAAUGCAUUCAAUGUAUUAUUAUUCCAGUCUUUUACUGUUCUCAUUGUCAGAGUGGACACGUUGUUUGCAGAGCACCCAACCUAUGCUACAUCUUGUGAGAAACAACUUCUGGUUCAUUUCAUUCCAUUUACGAGUUUUGUCAAUUUAAUCAUAAUCUUUUGUUUGGAGCGCUACUGUCAAUGUUAAGUAAGGACGUGCAUUGAUUAUGCAUAGAUGUAGGCCUAUAGGACCUGGAUAUUUCCUACCUGCAGGCUGCAAUGUUUUUAUUUGUUGGCUUUAUUUAAGCUAUUUCUACAUAGUUGGCAAUGACAAUAGAAGUUGCUUUUUAGUUUUGUAUCAUUUAAAUUUAUAUUUGGAUAGAAUUUUGAUUAACCACAUGACAAUGAUUAUGAGAUACGAAGACGUUAUUAUAAAUUAAAUUAAAAUGUUCCACGAUAUGAAACCAUAACUGGCACGCAGAUCGGUAGAAAUUGUAAGAUAAGUUGGCAUUCCACAUGAGAAAGGUUGCCGACUUCUCGUGUAGCCUAUUACCGGCAACUUCAGGAGAGUAAUGGCCGAAUCUGUAAAAGCCAGCAGGAGGAGGAUGGUCAGGUUAAGGUUGUUCUCUUCUUGAUCUCUGGCUCCCUCUUGAGUCAUUUGUGUCUUAUUUGAUCAAACAGUGUGCUAAAGCAUCAGACAAGCUCAAUUCAUAUGUAAUUGAUUUUAUUAAAACACAUAUAUGGAAAACACUAUAUGUUACAAAUUUAGACCAAUCGAUUGGUCGAAAGAACAGACAACUUUCAGUCGAGCAAGAUUUUUUUUAGUCGGGGACAGCCCUAGGACGUUUACAUGUUAAAACGUUUAAACAAAAUGUAGAUCCUGAAUAUUAAGAAAAAUCCCUAACCGAAAAACAAUGUUUUUUUCUUUCUUUAAAAUCACAGUGCAGUUAUCACAAAACUACCACUAACAGGUUCCGAUCAUCAUCAUUAAGGGAAAAAUAAACAAAUACCUAAUGCAACAAUGCUGUAACGUUAGUAGGAGGGAAAAAAUGAUAUUUUAUUAACCAGAGCUGUAAUGCAUGAGGGAGAGCAAGAGACUCAAAGCAGAGCAGCAGCUCAAAUGUGCGUGACGAGGGGAGCAGGGAGGGGGAGAGCGACAGCAACCAAGUUGACUGGUACUGGUAAACUAACUUAUUGCUAGUUUUUUAAAAUCAAUUUUACAUUUGUUAUUUAGCAGACGCUCUUAUCCAGAGCGACUUACAGUAGUGCAGGGGGUUCUCAAACUUUUUUGGCCCACGACUCCAUUUUGAUAUCUGAAAAAUUUCAAAGCACUUCAUGGCUACCGACGUGAGUGCUACGGGGCGGUAGUCAUUUAGGCAGGUUACCUUCGCAUUCUUGGGCACAGGGACUAUGGUGGUCUGCUUGAAACGUGGGUAUUACAGACUCGGUCAGGGAGAGGUUGAAAAUGACAGUGAAGAUACUUGCCAGUUGGUCCGGGCAUGCUCUGAGUAGGUCCGCGCAUGCUCUGAGUACACGCCCUGGUAAUCCGCCUGGCCCUGCGCCCUUGUGAAUAUUGAUCUGUUUAAAGGUCUUGCUCACAUUGGCAACGGAGAGCGUGAUCACACAGUCGUCCGGAACAGCUGGUGCUCUGAUGCAUGCUUCAGUGUUGCUUGCCUCGAAGCGAGCAUAAAAGGCAUUUAGCUUGUCUGGUAGGCUCGCGUCACUGGGCAGCUCCCGGCUGGGUUUCCGUUUGUAGUCCGUAAUAGUUUGCAAGCCCUGCCACAUCCGCAGAGCGUCAGAGCCGGUGUAGUAGGAUUCAAUCUUAGUCCUGUAUUGACGCUUUGCUUGUUUGAUGGUUCGUCUGAGGGCAUAGCGGGAUUUCUUAAGCGUCCGGAUUAGUUUCCCGCUCCCUGAAAGCGGCAGCUCUUUAGCUCGGUGCUGAUGUUGCCUGUAAUCCAUGGCUUCUGGUUGGGAUAUGUACGUAUGGUCACUGUGGGGACUACGUCGUCAAUGCACUUAUUGAUGAAGCCCGUGACUGAGGUGGUAUACUCCUCAAUGCCAUUGGAUGAAUCACAGAAUCCCCGGCCACUAGGAGCGCCGCUUCUGGAUGAGUAUUUUCUUGUUUGCUUAUGGCCUUUUACAGCUCGUUAAGUACGGUCUUAGUGCCAACAUCGGUUUGUGGUGGUAAAUAGACGGCUACGAAUAAUAUAGAUGAGAACUCUUGGUAGAUGGUGUGGUUUACAGCUUAUGAGGUACUCUACCUCAGGCGAGCAAUACCUCAAGACUUCUUUAAUAUUAGACAUCGCGCAGCAGCAGUUAUUGACAAAUAGACACACACCACCGCCCCUCGUCUUACCAGACGUAGCUACUCUGUCCUGCAGAUGCAGAGAAAACCCAGCCAGCUCUAUAUUAUCCAUGUCGUCGUUCAGCCACGACUCAGUGAAAUAUAAGAUAUUACAGUUUUUAAUGUCCCGUUGGUAGGAUAGUCUCGAUCGUAGAUCAUCAAGUUUGUUUUCCAGUGAUUGCACAUUAGCCAAUAGGACCGAUGUUAAUGGCGAUUUACUCACUUGCCUUCGAACCCUAACAAGGCACCCCGACCUUCUCCCUCUGUAUCUUCGCCUUUUCUUCACGCGAAUGACGGGGAUUUUGGCCUGUUCUCCUGAAAGCAGUAUAUCCUUCGUCGGACUCAUUAAAUAAAAAAUCUUCGUCCAGUUCGAGAUGAGUAAUCGCUUUUCUGAUGUCCAGAAGCUCUUUUCGGUCAUAAGAGACGGUAGCAGCAACUUUAUGUACAAAAUAAGUGACCAACAAAAAACAAACAAAAUAGCACUGUUGGUUAGGAGCCCGUAAAACGGCAGCCAUUCCCUCCGGCGCCAUUAUUAACAAUCUAAGUGAAUAGCCUUGAUAAUGACGAUUUGUGGUUGCAGACUCAUAAAGCAUAUCUUAUGAGGCAUAAUGAAGCAUUGUAAUGCCUUCAGAUGCAUCACAUGUUGGGUCUAUAUCAAUCCAGUGACGAUAUACGUAGGCCCCUAACACACUGUCAUUCCAAUGACCGUAUUAUGUAAGCCUGUGAUGGCAAUCACUACAAAUAAAGUGUUAUUGAUCUUUCUCUCCCUCAUCACAGUAGAACAUACAUUAAGUGGCAGCCAGUGGGAGGCUACUAGCCGACAGAGCCAUGGAGAGUUCUGCCUACUUUAAUAACGGACGCCAUGUUUGCGCCUUUGAACAUUUAAAUGGAUCAAUUCAUGACAAGUAUUUCGGAUUCUAAUUCUCUAACUGUGUAAAUAUAUGGCUCUGCUAGCCGUUAUGGCGCUGGGAUCGCCCAGCUUGACAUCAUUAGAAACAUGAGCUAAGUCCCAAUUCUCUUUCUCACAUGGAUUUGACAACGGUGGAAACUCCCUCCAGCCAUUACUUACACCAAUUCCAUGCUUUUAAAUCAAUGACGGGGAGUGUGCAAGUGCACAUUUCUGGAAAAGAGUGGAGAAUCGGGACGUAGCCAUAGUGACACAGGAGCGUUAGGCCGCUAACAGCAUAGCAAUGCACUCAGUCAGGACCAUAUUUAGCAUUAGAGUACAUUAGCCCAUAGUCACAAUACACUCAAACAUUCUGGGUCCCGUCUUUCUAUGCUGCUGCUCAACCAAAUGAAACGCCUCUCCUCUCCUCGUCUCUGCUCUCCUCUCUGCAGCUUAUUCUGCAGUGUAAUGGCUGAGAGUGUUUUCUGUCUGAGGAGAGGGUGUCUGGCUAAUGAAGGGAGGGAUGGGUGAAUGGAUAGAUGGGUUAAUAGAUAGGUAGAAAUACUUGAUUCUAUUACUAGUAACACAUUUGGGAACAAAUGAUCUUUUAUAAAACUGGUUAGUUUAAGUUUAAGGCUGUUUCCCUUGCCUUCGGAAAGUAUUCAGACCCCUUGACUUUUUCCACAUUUUGUUACGUUACAGCUUUAUUCUAAAAUGUAUUACAUUGUUUUUUCCCCUCAUCAAUCUACACACAAUACCACAUAAUGUCAAAGCAAAAGACAGGUUUUUAGAAAUUCUUGCUAAUUUAUAAAAAAUAAACUGAUAUAUAACAUUUACAUAAAUAUUCAGACCCUUUACUCAGUACUUUGUUGAAGCGCCUUUGGCAGCGAUUACAGCAUCGAGUCUUCUUGGGUAUGACGCUACAAGCUUGGCACACCUGUAUUUGGGGAGUGUCUCCCAUUCUUCUCUGCAGAUCCUCUCAAGCUCUGUCAGGUUGGAUAGGGAGCGUCACUGCACAGCUAUUUUCAGCUCUCUCUAGAGAUGUUUGAUCCGGUUCAUGCCGGGCUCUGGCUGGGCCACUCGAGGACAUUCAGAGACUUGUCCCGAAGCCACUCCUGCGUUGUCUUGGCUGUGUGAUUAGGGUUGUUGUCCUGUUGGAAGGUGAACCUUUGCCCCAGUCUGAGGUCCUGAGUGCUCUGGAGCAGGUUUUCAUCUUUCCCUCGAUCCUGACUAGUCUCCCUGCAGCUGAAAAACAUCCCCACAGCAUGAUGCUGCCACCACCAUGCUUCACCUUAGGGAUGGUGCCAGGUUCCUCUCCCAUUCAGGCUAAAGAGUUCAAUCUGCCUUUUACUGAGUGGCUUCCGUCUGGCCACUCUACCAUAAAGGCCUGAUUGGUGGAGUGCUGCAGAGAUGGUUGUGCUUUUGGAAGGUUCUCCCAUCUCCACAGAGGAACUCUAGAGCUCUGUCAGAGUGACCAUCGGGUUCUUGGUCACCACCCUGACCAAGGCCCUUCUUCCCCGAUUGCUCAGCCAUUUCUAGGAAGAGUCUUGGUGGUUCAAAACUUCUUCCAUUUAAGAAUUAAUGGAGGCCACUGUGUUCUUGGGGACUUUCAAUGCUACAGACAGUUUGUGGUACCCUUACCCAGAUCUGUGCCUCGAAACAAUCCUGUCUCGGAGUUCUACGGACCAUUCCUUUGACCUCAUGGCUUGGGUUUUGCUCUGACAUGCACUGUCAACCUUAUAUAGACAGGUGUGUGCCUUUCCAAAUCAUGUCCAAUCAAUUGAAUUGAUCACAGGUGUACUCCAAUCAAGUUGUAGAAACAUCUCAAGGAUGAUCAAUGGAAACAGGAUGCACCUGAGCUCAAUUUCGAGUCUCAUAGCAAAGGGUCUGAAUACUUAUGCAAAUAUGGUAUUUCUGUUUUUCAUGUUUAAUACAUUUGCCAAAAUGUAUAAAAACUUGUUUUUGCUUUGUCAUUAUGGUGUAUUGUGUGUAGAUUGCUGGAAAAAAAAAGAGGCUGUAACGUAACAAAAUGUGGAAAAAGUCAAGGGAUCUGAAUACUUUCCAACGGCACUGUAUAAGGGAAUGUGUUAUGGAAGGAAUAUGAUGUGAGGGUUAGUGGAAGGCAGCCACGGUUCAGGCUCUGGAGGUGAUGAUGGCCCACUCUGUCUCUCUGAGUCUCAGCCACAUGAAAGUGUGUCUCAAAUGCGUCCCUAUAUAGUGUACUACUUUUGACCAGGGCCCAUAGGGUGCCAUUUGGGAAGCAGACGAGGAAGCAACAGCAGGGAGGGAUGAACCCUCCAUAAGGCGUCUUGCCAUCACUCCCUACAGCUCACUUUCUCUCUUCUUCUUUUUCUCCACCCUUCCCCUCCUUCCCUUCUUUCAGUCUCUGCUUCGCUCUUUCACUCCUCCGCCCGCCCCCCACUUUUCAUCAUAUUUACCUCUCUUCCGAUGACGCAACUCCCUCCUCUCCCCCCAUCCUGCAUCCUCUGUCCCCUACACUCCCUCCCUCCAAUGUAUCGCCUCACCCCCUCUCUCCCCCCUCCCUCCCCCCAUCUGAGGCUGGUUCCUCUCAAGGUUUCUUCCUUUUAGGAAUUAACAAAUGUUUCCUUGCCACUGUGCUGCUGCUUGUCGGGUUACUGUGAACCACUUUGUGUCAAAUGUUGUAAAAAGGGCUAUACAAAUAAAAAAUGAUUGACUGAUCUCUCCCUCCCUCUUCCCUCCCUCCCUCUCUCCCCUCCCAGGGCUACCUGUUCAUCUCGGUGCUGGUGAACAGCAACAGCGAGCUGAUCCGCCUCAUCAACAACGCCAUCAAGAACGACCUGUCUAGCCGCAACCCCACCUUCAUGUGCCUGUCUCUGCACUGCAUCGCCAACGUAGGCAGCCGCGAGAUGGCCGAGGCCUUCGCUGGAGAGAUCCCACGCAUUCUGGUGGCCGGGUAAGAAUGGAGGGGAUGGAGAGAGCAGGAGGAGAGGGAGGAGUAAUGAGGGAGAGUCGGGGUAGAGGGAGAGAGCAGUCAGUCAGUCAAAUUGUAUUCUUAAAUGCCUUUUUACAACAACAUUUGUCAGAGGGAGGGGUUGGGAAGAGAGGGAUGGAGGAAGGGAAGGGAGGGUGAGGAGACCGGAGAGGCAAAUGGAGGAAGGGGGAGGGGGACUGAGGACACGGAGAGGACUUGAUUUUCUUUGUAUUAAUAUGCUAUAACAGCAUGGUUAGACAAAAUCUCCGGUACAGCCAAUAUCUUUCCAGGACCAGAGUUGUUGGAGACUGGUAGUCCUUUAUAGCAUUGUAUUUGGGACAAAUCAUUCACUAAACCUUAACUAAAUCUUGUAAUAAAUAAUGUGGAAAUUGAGCAAGUUGAGGUGACUAAACUGCUUGGAGUAACCCUGGAUUGUAAACUGUCAUGGUCAAAACAUUGAUACAACAGUAGCUAAGACGGGGAGAAGUCUGUCCAUAAUAAAGCGCUGCUCUUGGCUCAGAACAGGGCAGUACGGCUGGCCGUUGGAUGUACACAGAGAGCAAACAUUAAUAAUAUGCAUGUCAAUCUCUCCUGGCUCAAAGUAGAGGAGAGAUUGACUUAAUCACCACUUUGUGAGAGGUAUUGACAUGUUGAAAGCACCGAGCUGUCUAUUUUUAAACUACUAGCACACAGCUCAGACACCCAUGCAUACCCCACAAGACAUGCAACCAGAGGUCUCUUCACAGUCCCCAAGUCCAGAACAGACUAUGGGAGGCGCACAGUACUACAUAGAGCCAUGACUACAUGGAACUCUAUUCCUCAUCAGGUAACCGAUGCAAGCAUUAGAAUCAGAUUUAAAAAACUGAUAAAAAUACUGUGAAGCAACACAACCAUAUGCACAGACACAUGCAUACACACACAUCAUAACAUACGCACUAUACACACACGUACACAUGGAUUUUGUGUUGUAGGUAUGUGGUAGUGGAGUAUGGGCCCGAGGGCACACACUUAGUGUGUUGUGAAUUCUGUAAGGAAUGUGUUGUAAUGUUUUUAAAAUGGUAUAACUGCCUUGGCAGCAGCUAAUGGGGAUCCAUAAUAAAUAUAAAUACAAAUAGUGAGCAUUGUGUUGUUUGUGAUGUGAUUGCCAGGGACACCAUGGACAGUGUGAAGCAGUCUGCUGCCCUGUGUCUUCUGCGUCUGUACAAGGCCUCCCCAGACCUGGUUCUGAUGGGGGAGUGGACCUCCCGGGUGGUGCACCUCCUCAACGACCAGCACAUGGUGAGAGACAGGCCAUACAUUUCUGCUCCAGCCCAACACUAGCACACCUGGGGUUUAUUCACUAGGAAUCAAACAGUAAAACCGGGGAGUGACUAAACUGAAUUUGUCUAAUUAAAAACAUUUGCUUUCGUUGCAAAACAUUUUCCAUUGCAAAGCGGUUUGCUGCACUAAGGAAUACGCCCCUGAUUUAACAGGUUGAAUCAGGUGUGCUAGUGCAUUUAUCUUCCAGGCCAAUAGGUGGCGCUAGCUGGCUCUGUUACAAUGUCUACACUAGUCUAGAAUGCUACUCUUAGGCUGUGUUUACACAGGCAGCCCAAUUCAGAUGUUUUCCCCCACUAAUUAGUAUUUUUACCAAUCACAUCAGAUCUUUUUCAGAGCUGAUCUGAUUGGUCAAAAGACCAAUUAGUGAAAAAAAGGACAGAAUUGAGCUGCCACUCUAAACGCAGCCAGAGUAACCUAACGUAGCAGACAUAAAAUAAAUGCCUUUAAAUAGAUGCCUCAGAUACUGGCAAAAAACUGUCAUGGGAGGUUAUCUUCUGCACUGUUCUAACAAUGCAGUAAAUGUGGAGGAGGAGUUAAGAUGGAGUGUCGCCUUGUUAAUGUCCAAAAGCGUAAGUCGCGUCACAGGCUCUCUCUUCCAUUUCCACUGAAAAUCGUAUGCAUCCGGUUGCUUACAACCCCGCCGAGGGUGGUAUCUUAGUAUGAAGCAAUGCAUUGGAUACAGUGGCUUGCGAAAGUAUUCACCCCCCUUGGCAUUUUUCCUAUUUUGUUGCCUUACAACCUGGAAUUAAAAUGGUUUGUAUCCUUUGAUUUACACAACAUGCCUACCACUUUGAAGAUGCAAAAUAUGUUUUAUUGUGAAAUAAAUAAGAAAUAAACUUGAGCGUGCAUAACUAUUUGCCCCCCCCAAAGUCAAUACUUUGUAGAGCCACCUUUUGCAGCAAUUACAACUGCAAGUCUCUUGGGGUAUGUCUCUAUAAGCUUGGCACAUCUAGCCACUGGGAUUGUUGCUCAUUCUUAAAGGCAAAACUGCUCCAGCUCCUUCAAGUUGGAUGGGUUCCGCCGGUGUACAGCAAUCUUUAAGUCAGACCACAGAUUCUCAAUUGAAUUGAGGUCUGGGCUUUGACUAGGCCAUUCCAAGACAUUUAAAUGUUUCCCUUUGAACAACUUGAGUGUUGCUUUAGCAGUAUGCUUAGGGUCAUUGUCCUGCUGGAAGGUGAACCUCCGUCCCUGUCUCAAAUCUCUGGAAGGCUGAAACAGGUUUCCGUCAAGAUAUUCCCUGUAUUUAGUGCCAUCCAUCAUUCCUUCAAUUCUGACCAGUUUCCCAGUCCCUGCCGAUGGAAAAACAUCCCCAAAGCAUGAUGCUGCCACCACCAUGCUUCACUGUGGGGAUGGUGUUCUCGGGGUGAUGAGAGGUGUUGGGUUUGCGCCAGACAUAGCGUUUUCCUUGAUGGCUAAAAAGCUCAAUUUCUGUCUCAUCUGACCAGAGUACCUUCUUCCAUAUGUUUGGGGAGUCUCCCACAUGCUUUUUGGCUUAUUUUUUUCUUUAAGCAAUGGCUUUUUUCUGGCCACUCUUCCAUAAAGCCCAGCUCUGUGGAUUGUACGGCUUAAAGUGGUCCUAUGGACAGAUACUCCAAUCUCCGCUGUGGAGCUAUGCAGCUCCUUCAGGGUUAUCUUUGGUCUCUUUGUUGCCUCUCUGAUUAAUGCCCUUGUUGCCUGGUCCGUGAGUUUUGGUGGGCGGCCCUCUCUUGGCAGGUUUGUUGUGGUGCCAUAUUCUUUCCAUUUUUUAAUAAUGGAUUUAAUGGUGCUCCGUGGGAUGUUCAAAGUUUCUGAUCUUUUUUUAUAACCCAACCCUGAUCUGUACUUCUCCACAACUUUGUCCCUGAACUGUUUGAAGAGCUCCUUGGUCUUCCUGGUGCUGCUUGCUUGGUGGUGCCCCUUGCUUAGUGGUGUUGCAGACUCUGGGGCUUUUCAGAACAGGUGUAUACAGUGGGGAAAAAGGAUUUAGUCAGCCACCAAUUGUGCAAGUUCUCCCACUUAAAAAGAUGAGAGAGGCCUGUAAUUUCCAUCAUAGGUACACGUCAACAAUGUCAGACAAAUUGAGGGGAAAAAAAUCAGAAAAUCACAUUGUAGGAUUUUUAAUGAAUUUAUUUGCAAAUUAUGGUGGAAAAUAAGUAUUUGGUCACCUACAAACAAGCAAGAUUUCUGGCUCUCACAGACCUGUAACUUCUUCUUUAAGAGGCUCCUCUGUCCUCCACUCGUUACCUGUAUUAAUGGCACCUGUUUGAACUUGUUAUCAGUAUAAAAGACACCUGUCCACAACCUGAAACAGUCACACUCCAAACUCCACUAUGGCCAAGACCAAAGAGCUUUCAAAGGACACCAGAAACAAAACUGUAGACCUGCACCAGGCUGGGAAGACUGAAUCUGCAAUAGGUAAGCAGCUUGGUUUGAAGAAAUCAACUGUGGGAGCAAUUAUUAGGAAAUGGAAGACAUACAAGACCACUGAUAAUCUCCCUCGAUCUGGGGCUCCACGCAAGAUCUCACCCCGUGGGGUCAAAAUGAUCACAAGAACGGUGAGCAAAAAUCCCAGAACCACACGGGGGGACCUAGUGAAUGAUCUGCAGAGAGCUGGGACCAAAGUAACAAAGCCUACCAUCAGUAACACACUACGCCGCCAGGGACUCAAAUCCUGCAGUGCAAGACGUGUCCCCCUGCUUAAGCCAGUACAUGUCCAGGCCCGUCUGAAGUUUGCUAGAGUGCAUUUGGAUGAUCCAGAAGAGGAUUGGGAGAAUGUCAUAUGGUCAGAUGAAACCAAAAUAGAACUUUUUGGUAAAAACUCAACUCGUCGUGUUUGGAGGAAAAAGAAUGCUGAGUUGCAUCCAAAGAACACCAUACCUACUGUGAAGCAUGGGGGUGGAAACAUCAUGCUUUGGGGCUGUUUUUCUGCAAAGGGACCAGGACGACUGAUCCAUGUAAAGGAAAGAAUGAAUGGGGCCAUGUAUCGUGAGAUUUUGAGUGAAAACCUCCUUCCAUCAGCAAGGGCAUUGAAGAUGAAACGUGGCUGGGUCUUUCAGCAUGACAAUGAUCCCAAACACACCGCCCGGGCAACGAAGGAGUGGCUUCGUAAGAAGCAUUUCAAGGUCCUGGAGUGGCCUAGCCAGUCUCCAGAUCUCAACCCCAUAGAAAAUCUUUGGAGGGAGUUGAAAGUCUGUGUUGCCCAGCGACAGCCCCAAAACAUCACUGCUCUAGAGGAGAUCUGCAUGGAGGAAUGGGCCAAAAUACCAGCAACAGUGUGUGAAAACCUUGUGAAGACUUACAGAAAACGUUUGACCUGUGUCAUUGCCAACAAAGGGUAUAUAACAAAGUAUUGAGAAACUUUUGUUAUUGACCAAAUACUUAUUUUCCACCAUCAUUUGCAAAUAAAUUCAUUAAAAAUCCUAUAAUGUGAUUUUCUGGAUUUUUUUUCUUCUCAUUUUGUCUGUCAUAGUUGACGUGUACCUAUGAAAAUUACAGUUCUCUCAUCUUUUUAAGUGGGAGAACUUGCACAAUUGGUGGCUGACUAAAUACUUUUUUCCCCCCCACUGUAUAUACUGAGAUCAUGUGACACUUAGAUUGCACACAGGUGGACUUUAUUUAACUAAUUAUGUGACUUCUGAAGGUAAUUGGUUACACCAGAUCUUAUUUAGUGGCUUCAUAGCAAAAAGGGUGAAUACAUAUGCAGGCACCACUUUUCCGUUAUUUACUUUUUCAUAGGUGAAUACAUAUGCAGGCACCACUUUUCCGUUAUUUACUUUUUCAUAAUUUUUUGAAACAAGUUAUUUUUUUCAUUUCACUUCACCAAUUUGGACUAUUUUGUGUAUGUCCAUUACAUGAAAUCCAAAUAAAAAUCAGGUUGUAAUGCAACAAAAUAGGAAAAACGCCAAGGGGGAUGAAUACUUUUGCAAGGCACUGUAUGUAUUAUAAGUGGUACGCUGGUUUGGAUGUUGCAACAUAACUACUGACUUCAUUGAGACUGUAAGGUUGAAGUUUAUGCCGUUUAGGUGUUACUGUUGUUUCUGAUGAUGAGCGUGUUUCUCUCUCUCGCAGGGUGUUGUCACGGCAGCCAUCUCCCUCAUCACCUGUCUCAGCUCGAAGAACCCAGAUGAGUUCAAAACCUGUGUGUCCCUGGCCGUGUCUCGUCUGAGCAGGGUGUGUGUGUGUGUGCAUGCAUGUGUGCAUGUAUACCUAUAAAAUCAUGUAUGUCAGUCCAGUGAUCCAUCCUCCCUUUGCCUCUGUCUCAAUCACCAAGAUUUCAACCAAUCUCGCUUUCUCCUCCUUCCUUUCUUCUUCUCCAGAUUGUGUCGUCAGCCUCCACUGACCUGCAGGACUACACCUACUACUUUGUCCCGGCCCCGUGGCUGUCCUGUAAACUGUUGCGCCUGCUGCAGUGCUACCCCCCGCCGGAGGAUGGUGCCGUGAAGGGCCGCCUGGUGGAGUGUCUGGAGACCAUCCUGAACAAGGCCCAGGAACCACCCAAGUCCAAAAAGGUGCAGCACUCCAACGCCAAGAAUGCCAUCUUGUUCGAGGCCAUCUCGCUCAUCAUCCACUACGACAGGUGAGGGGGCUGUCUAUUUCUUCUUCUUCUCGCUCUGUCUUUUUCUCUCCCUCUUUCAGUAUCUCUUUCUCUGUAUAUUUCUCUUUAUUUUUCUCUCUCUGUUUCUCUCUCUCUUUCUCACAUAUACACUGAACAAAAAUAUUAACGCAACGUGCAACAAUUUCAACGAUUUUACUGAGUUACAGUUCAUUAGGCCCUAAUCUAUGGAUUUCACAUGACUGGGAAUACAGAUAUGCAUCUGUUGAUCAUAGAUACCUUGAAAAAAAAGGUAAGGGCGUGGAUCAGAAAACCAGUCCAUAUCUGGUGUGACCACCAUUUGCCUCAUGCAGCGCAACACAUCUCCUUCGCAUAGAGUUGAUCAAGGCUGUUGAUUGUGGCCUGUGGAAUGUUGUCCCACUCCUCUUCAAUGACUGUGCAAAGUUGUUGGAAACUGGCGGGAACUGGAACACGCUGUCAUACAAGUCGGUGACAUGUCUGAGUAUGCAGGCCAUGGAAGAACUGGGACAUUUUCAGCUUCCAGGAAUUGUGUACAGAUCCUUGCGACAUGGGGCCGUGCAUUAUCAUGCUGAAACAUGAGGUGAUGGCAGUGGAUGAAUGGCACGACAAUGGGCCUCAGAUUCUUGUCAUGGUAUCUCUGUGUAUUCAAAUUGCCAUCGAUAAAAUGCAAUUGUGUUCAUUGUCCGUAGCUUAUGCCUGCCCAUACCACAACCCCACCGCCACCAUGGGGCACUCUGUUCACAAUGUUGACAUCAGCAAACCGCUCGCCCAUACGACGCCAUACACGCUGUCUGCCAUCUGCCCGGUACAGUUGAAACCGGGAUUCGCCUGCGUGCUAGUGGCCAUCAAAGGGGAGCAUUUGCCCACUGAUGUCGGUUACGACGCCAAACUGCAGUCAGGUCAAGACCCUGGUGAGGACGACGAGCGAUGGGAUACUGUUGAGCGUGAAAAACCCAGCAGCAUUGCAGUUCUUGACACAAACCGGUGCUCCUGGCACCUACUACCAUACCCAGUUCAAAGGCACUUAAAUAUUUUGUCUUGCCCGUUCACCCUCUGAAUGGCACACAUACACAAUCCAUGUCUCAAUUGUCUCAAGUCUUAACCUGUCUCCUCCCCUUCAUUUACACUGAUUUGAAGUGGAUUAAACAAGUGACAUCAAUAAGGGAUCAUUGCUUUCACCUGGAUUCACCUGAUCAGUCUAUGUCAUGGAAAGAGCAGGUGUUGCUAAUGUUUUGUGUACUCAGUGUACACCUUGUAGAAUCCAUGCCCCGACGAAUUGAGGCUGUUCUGAGGGCAAAGGGGGGUGCAACUCCAUAUUAGGAAGGUGUUCCUAAUGUUUGUACACUCAGUGUAUACACAGUUGAAGUCGGAAGUUUACAUACACCUUAGCCAAAUACAUUUAAACUCAGUUUUUCACAAUUCCUGACAUUUAAUCCUAGUAAACAUUCCCUGUCUUAGGUCAGUUAGGAUCACCACUUUAUUUUAAGAAUGUCAAAUGUCAGAAUAAUAGUAGAGAGAAUUAUUUAUUUCAGCUUUUAUUUCUUUCAUCACAUUCCCAGUGGGUCAGAAGUUUACAUACACUCAAUUAGUAUUUGGUAGCAUUGCCUAUAAAUUGUUUAACUUGGGUCAAACGUUUCGGGUAGCCUUCCACAAGCUUACCACAGUAAGUUGGGUGAAUUUUGGCUCAUUGCCCCUGACAGAGCUGGUGUAACUGAGUCAGGUUUGUAGGCCUCCUUGCUCGCACACGCCUUUUCAAUUCUGCCCACAAAUGUUCUGUAGGAUUGAGGUCAGGGCUUUGUGAUGGCAACACCAAUACCUUGACUUUGUUGUCCAUAAGCCAUUUUGCCACAACUUUGGAAGUUUGCUUGAGGUCAUUGUCCAUUUGGAAGACCCAUUUGCGACCAAGCUUUAACUUCCUGACUGAUGUCUUGAGAUGUUGCUUCAAUAUAUCCACAUAAUUUUCCUUCCUCAUGAUGCCAUCUAUUUUGUGAAGUGCACCAGUCCCUCCUGCAGCAAAGCACCCCCACAGCAUGAUGCUGCCAACCCUGUGCUUCACGGUUGGGAUGGUGUUCUUCGGCUUGCAAGCCGCCCCCUUUUUCCUCCAAAUAUAACGAUGGUCAUUAUGGCCAAACAGUUCUAUUUUUGUUUCAUCAGACCAGAGGCCAUUUCUCCAAAAAGUAUGAUGUUUGUCCCCAUGUGCAGUUGCAAACCGUAGUCUGUUUUUUUAUGGCUGUUUUGGAGCAGUGGCUUCUUCCUUGCUGAACCUUUCAGGUUAUGUCGGUAUAGGACUCGUUUUACUGUGGAUAUAGAUACUUUUGUACCUGUUUCCUCCAGCAUCUUCACAAGGUCCUUUGCUGCUCUUCUGGGAUUGAUUUGCACUUUUCGCACCAAAGUACGUUAAUCUCUAGGAGACAGAACGCGUCUCCUUCCUGAGCGGUAUGACAGCUGCGUGGUCCCAUGGUGUUUAUACUUGCGUACUAUUGUUUGUACAGAUGAACGUGGUACCUUCAGGUGUUUUGGAAAUUGCUCCCAAGGAUGAACCAGACUUGUGGAGGUCUACACAUUUUUUCUGAGGUCUUGGCUGAUUUCUUUAGAUUUUCCCAUGAUGUCAAGCAAAGAGACACUGAGAAAUAAAUCCACAGGUCCACCUCCAAUUGACUCAAAUGAUGUCAAUUAGCCUAUCAGUAGCUUCUAAAGUCAUGACAUAAUUUUCUGGAAUUUUCCAAGCUGUUUAAAGGCACAGUCAACUUAGUGUAUGUAAACUUCUGACCCACUGGAAUUGUGAUACAGUGAAUUAUAGUUACAUAAUCUGUCUGUAAACAAUUGUUGGAAAAAUUACUUGUCAUUCACAAAGUAGAUGUCCUAACAGACUUGCCAAAACUAUAGUUUGUUAACAAGAAAUUUGUGGAGUGGUUGAAAAACGAGUUUUAAUGACUCCAACCUAAGUGUAUGUAAACUUCCGACUUCAACUGUAUACAGUGCUUUCAGAAAGGAUUCGCACCCCUUGACUUUUUCCACAUUUUGUUGUUACAGCCUGAAUUUAAAAUGUAUUGAAUGUAGAUAUUGUAUCACUGGUCUACACACAAUACUCCAUAAUGUCAAAGUGGAAUUAUGUUUUUACACAUUUCUACAAAUUUAAUAAAAAAUGAAAAGCUGGAAUGUCUUGAGUCAAUAAGUAUUCAACCCCAAGCCUAAACAAGUUCAGGAGUAAACAUUUGCUUAACAAGUCACAUAAUAAGUUGCAUGGACUCACUCUGUAUGCAAUAAUAGUGUUUAACAUGAUAUAUAUUUUUUAACCCCUUUUUCUCCUCAAUUUCGUGAUAUCCAAUUGGUAGUUAUGGUCUUGUCCCAUCGCUGCAACUCCCGUACGGACUCGGGAGAGGCGAAGGUAGAGAGCCCUGCGUCCUCUGAAACACGACCCUGGAAUCGAACCUGGAUCUGUAGUGACGCCUCGAGCAAUGCAAUGCAGUGCCUUAGACCGCUGCGCCACUCGGGAGGCCCUUAACAUGAUUUUUUAAUGACUACCUUCUCUCUGUACCCCACACAUACAAUUAUCUGUAAGAUCCCUCAGUCGAGCUGUGAAUUUCAAACACAGAUUCAACCACAAAGACCAGGGAGGUUUUCCAAUGCCUCGCAAAAAAAGGGCACCUAUUGGUAGAUGGGUAAUCAUUUAAAAAAAGCAGACAUUGAAUAUCCUUUUGAGCAUGGUGAAGUUAUUGAUUACACUUUGGACUCACAGCUGCAAUCGAUGCCAAAGGUGAUUCUAACAUGUAUUGAAUACUUUAUUGAAUACUGUAUUUCAUUUCAAUAAAUUUGCUAACAUUUCUAAAAACAUGUUUUCACUUUGUCAUUAUGGGGUAUUGUGUGUAGAUGGGUGAGAGAAAAAUCUAUUUGAUCCAUUUUGAAUUCAGCCUGUAACAGAACAAAGUGGAAUAAGUCAAGGGGUAUGUAUUAAAUUUUUUACACACACACACACACACACACACAGUAUAUGCCCCUUUAUACACUCUCCCUCUCUCUGUGUAUCUCUCUCUCUGUCUCUCUUUGUCAUCCUAAACCUAAAGAAUGGCAAUGAUGGUGUGGUGGUGGCUCACUCUAUUAUUUUCCCCAUCUCCCUCCACCUACCUCCCCCUCUCCAGUGAGCCCAACCUGCUGGUGCGUGCCUGUAACCAGCUGGGUCAGUUCCUGCAGCACAGAGAGACCAACCUGCGCUACCUGGCUCUGGAGAGCAUGUGUACCCUGGCCAGCUCUGAGUUCUCCCAUGAGGCCGUCAAGACCCACAUCGAGACGGUCAUCAACGCACUCAAGGUCUGUCUCGGUCAAACGCACGCUACACACACACACACCCUGCUCAGACGAGACACUGCUUUUUUGAUGAACACUUUGUUUUAAGCACGUUGAUGGUUUUUGUAACAUUUUAUACCUUCUCUUUUUCUCUCCAGACUGAGAGGGAUGUGAGUGUUCGUCAGAGGGCUGCUGACCUGCUCUACGCCAUGUGUGACCGUAGCAACGCCAAGCAGAUCGUUGCCGAGAUGCUCAGCUACCUGGAGACAGCCGACUACUCAAUCAGAGAGGAGAUGGUACGCGUCUUCGUGUGUGUGUGUGUGUGUGUAUGUUGUAUGUUUUCCCCCUCUGAGUGCCUCUGGGUGUAUGCCUGCAUGUGUGUCUUUGUGUUUUUUUAUUUAUGUGUCUGUGUAACCCAGCGGUUCCCAAACUAGGGGUCGCCUGAUAUGAAAAUGGUGGUGUCGCGGGAGAGUUUCCAAAAUCCUGAAAGAAAAUCGAACCGAAUUACAUUUAAAAAACAUAUAUAUAUAUCGUAUCGUCUUUGUAUCUCCAAAUCAUUGUAAUGUGGUUAACCUUAAAAAUCCAAAUAAAAAUUAUUUGAAUCUAAAAGAUAAUCUCACACUUCCGACUUCUGUGCGUUCAAGAUAACUGGGAACUCUGAAAGAAAAUCAGCACCGACUAGGGAAAAAUAGUUUUGAAAGGUCAUCCAACUCGGAAUUCCAACUCGGGAAUUCGGGCCUCUAUCUAGAGCUCCGACUUUCUGACCUAAAGAUCACUGAUGUCAUAAUCCGAUUUCCCAGUUGUCUUGAAAGCACCAUAAAACUCAUGGUAGGCUACCCUUCGCCAGCUCAUAUCUGUGUGAAGCUGGAUUCCGUGCUCUCGUCUGCAUUAAAACCAAAUAUCGAUCCAGGUUGGAUGUGACAGCAAAGAUGAGAUGCGCACUGUCGACUUUGAAAAGCUCCGGCGUGACAUGCAACAAGCACAUCCAUCUCAUUAGUGGUGGUGAGAUAAGAUACAUUUUGUAAGACUAAUUUGCAAUUGACUGCUCCACAUUAAAAGUAUGUGAUGGUGAGUUGAGAAGACAAUCAGAAAUACUGUUAGAAUGUUUUUCAAUUGACUGCCAUAGCCCCAAAUAAAAAAGGAAACAUGGCUGUUAAUUAUUAUUUUUUAAUCACAUGGGUGGGGUCGCAAGAAUUUUCAGAUGUCAAAAUGGGGUUGUGGGCCAAACAAGUUUGGGAACCCCUGGUAUAACCUCUGCUACCUCUCUCCCAGGUGUUGAAGGUGGCCAUCCUGGCAGAGAAGUAUGCGGUGGACUACUCAUGGUAUGUGGACACCAUCCUUAACCUCAUCCGCAUUGCCGGGGACUACGUCAGCGAGGAGGUGUGGUACCGCGUCAUCCAGAUUGUCAUCAACCGCGACGACGUGCAGGGCUACGCCGCCAAGACCGUCUUUGAGGUAGGGGUUCCCCAAGCCGGAUACUUCUGGAUCCAACCUGCUCUUUUUGUCUCAGCUUGGAAAUUCCUCAAUCAUAUUCCCUGGUUGAGUACAUUAGGGUGAAAACGUUUUUAAAACUAUUGCAAGGGAAUCAAAAACCUGUGUGUUUUUUUUAUUAAGUCCUCCCUGUUUGAGUAAUUUGUUUCUGUUUGGUGCCUAAUGAACACUGCCCUGAAGACCCAUAGCAUUUGGCUAUCAUAAAAUCUGUUCAAAUUACUUACGUUUUUAACUGUCCCCCUCCGCCCCCUCUUCAGGCGCUACAGGCCCCAGCCUGUCAUGAGAACAUGGUGAAGGUGGGGGGGUACAUCCUGGGAGAGUUUGGAAACCUCAUCGCCGGGGAUCCCCGCUCCAGGUGAGUGGUGGCCUCUCCCACACCAGUGACAUCAUCAACCUGAGACGCACACAAAUAUGCGGCUCCUCUUGUUUUCUGAUGUAUUAAUCAGGUUUUUCUUCCCCCUCUUUCUCUCUUUUCUUUUUAUGGUUCUACCUUUUUGUCAUCCUCUCUCUCCAUCUUCUUCUCCAUUCACAUCCUCUCUUCUCUCUCUUCCUGCUAUAAUUUUAUCUCCGUACCGCUCCUCUUUCUCUCUCUCUCUCCUCUCUCACUCUCCUCUUUCUCAUCCCUGUCUCCAGCCCUCUGGUCCAGUUCAACCUGCUCCACUCUAAGUUCCACCUGUGUUCGGUGCCCACACGCGCCCUGCUGCUCUCCGCCUACAUCAAGUUCAUCAACCUGUUCCCAGAGACCAAGGCCACCAUCCAGGAGGUGCUUCGCUCCGACAGCCAGAUCAGGAACUCUGACGUGGAGCUGCAGCAGAGGGCCGUGGAGUACCUCAAGCUCUCCUCCAUCGCCAGCACCGAUGUCCUGGUGAGGAUUUUGAUCUGUAAAAAAAAGAUAUAUAUUUGUAGGUGUUCUGACACUUUGAGACUGGUUGGAAGGGUGGGCACAGGGAUCGAACCCUGGUCUCCAGUGGUGAGUGGUAUAUGUGACUGUGCCAGGGAGUGUUACCACUACACACGCAGCUUUUACCUGGCUACCCUUCCACAUCGCUCUGACCAACUGAUGUUUCUUUUCCGCCAUGAAUCUGGAUUUGCCCCUCUCCCCGACGAUUUCACGAAUGUGAACACAUUUUUACAGUUCUGAUUGGUCCCAGAAACGGAUGGGUUGGGCCAGAGCCGGUCUACAAGAUGACGUUAUCAACUUUGAUAAUCUGAUUGGUUAGAUUUCUUAGAAUAUCCAAUCGCUGAUUAAUUUGUUUUGUACAACACCCCUCAUUUUAAAGUCGUACAAACGACUUCUACGGUAGCCGUUUCAGACUCUCUGUGGCGAACAACAGAGCAGAGGAAGAAUGUAGUGUGAGGCGUCAGGCUACCACAGCUCUGCUGUCUGUUAUUUUACUGAUCUUUCAUUGCCUCUUGUUUUUUUUUUUUUCUUGUUUUUUUUUACUGCAAAGUAUGUUGCCAUUUUAAAUGCACUUACAGUGCCUUCGGGAAGUAUUAAUACCUCUUCACUUAUUCCACAUUUUUGUUGUUACAGCCUGAAUUAAAAAUGGAUUAAAAAAUUAUAGUGAUCUCACCCAUUUACACAAAAUAAAGUAAAAACAUGUUUUUAGAAAUCUUUGCAAAUGUAUUGAAAAUGAAAUACAGAAAUAUCUAAUUUACGUAAGUAUUCACACCCCUGAGUCAAUACAUGUUAGAAUCACCUUUGGCAGUGAUUACAGCUAUGAGCCUUUCUGGGUAUGUCUCUAAGAUAUUUGCACUCCUGGAAUGUACAAUAUUUGCCCAUUAUUCUAUUCAAAAUUCUUCAAGCUCUGUCAAAUUUGUUGUUGAUCAUUGCUAGACAGCCAUUUUAAAGUAUUGGCAUAGAUAUUCAAGCAGAGUUAUGUCAAAACUGUAACUCAGCCACUCAGGAAACAUUCACUGUCUUCUUGGUAAGCAACUCUAGAGUAGAUUUGGCCUCGUUUUAGGUUAUUGUCCUGCUGAAAGGUGAAUUCAUCUCCCAGUGUCUGGUGGAAAGCAGACUGAAACAAGUUUCCUCUUUGAUUUUGCCUGUGCUUAGCUCCAUUCCGUUUCUUUUUAUCCUGAAAAACUCUACAGUCCUUAACGAUUACAAGCAUACCCAUAACAUGAUGCAGCCACCACUAUCCUUGAAAAUAUGGAGAGUGGUACUAAGUAAUGUGUUGUAUUGGAUUUGCACCAAACAUAACACUUUGUAUUCAGUAUAAAAAGUAAAUAGUUUGACACAUUUUUUGCAGUAUUAUUUUAGUGCCUUGUUGCAAACAGAAUGCAUGUAUUUAAUAUCAGCUUCUUUCUUUUUUACCCAUCUACCAAUAGCUGCCCUUCUUUGCGAGGCAAUGGAAAACCUCCCUGGUCUUUGUGGUUGAAUUUGUGUUUGAAAUUCACUGCUUGACUGAGGGACCUUACAGAUAAUUGCAUGUGUGGGGUACAGAGAUGAGGUAGUUAUUCAAAAUCAUGUUAAACACAAUUAUUGUCCAUGUAACUUAUUAUGUGACUUGUUAAGCACAAUUUUACGCCUGAACUUAUUUAGGCUUGCCAUAACAAAGGGUAUGAAUACUUAUUGACUCAAGAUAUUUCAGCAAUUCACUUUUAAUACAUUUUGUAAAAAUGUUGCUGUAACACAACAACAUUUGGAAAAAGUCAAGGGUUAUGAAUACUUUUCUGAAGGUACUGUAGAAUACAUUUUGAUUUGACUGCAGGCCACAGAGCAGCAACAACAACCUUGCAGAGUUCAGCUGCGGUUCAGUGUUUCAAAUGUGAACCUAAACAACGGUCAUGGACGUUGCAAUACGGUCACAGGCCUGACAGGAUUUGUAAAUGGUCAUAACUGUAACCCCAGUGACUGGUUUAGUCACAUUGCCAUAACAGUAACCACAUAACAACAGCUACCAUGAGCCUUGUUUAUUGACUUGCCUGGUCAAAGAAUGGUGUCUCUCUGUCUCUCCUUCCCCCUCUCUCUCCCUUUCUCUCCUUUCCUCUCCCUCCCUUUCUCUCCUUUCCUCUCCCUCUCCCUCCUUCCGCCUCUUCAGGCCACUGUGCUGGAGGAGAUGCCUCCCUUCCCAGAGAGGGAGUCGUCCAUCUUGGCCAAGCUGAAGAAGAAGAAGGGUCCGGGUGCUGUGUCGGUAGAGCUGGAGGACGGCAAGGAGAGAGGAGAGCUCAAUGGUGGAGGGGACAGGGGGGGCGACGCUGCCAUCGCAGCCUCUAACGCUGUGAGCAUCCAAUUCAAUGUACUGUAUCUGCAUCCCAAAUGGCACCUAUUACCAACAAAAUAAGUGCAUUAACCCCCCAAGAGUCGAUAAACAAAUGUUUUUGCAUGGGCUGUGUCUCAAUCCACUGUAUCCGUCAAUGGCGGCCUUCUGCAGUGGAAGGUGGCCAAACUACAGCAGUGUUUGUCAGACCAUGAGACAUCCAGAAAAUCGGUCUUCUCACGAAAACGUCAGUAGCGUCCGAACCACUCUAUGGAAAGAUGAGAAUCAAGAACAGGAUGGUGUUCUCCGUUUUGCUUUAAAGUCUGUUUUGCCGAUCUGCAACAUCUGUCUGUAGUGCCCGAACAGUUUGGGACUACACACUAAUAUGAGACUCUCAUGAACACGUACAUGUUGGUUGUUUUGCUCUAGGAUGCCCACAAGCCUCACAAGACUCGGCUGAAGGUAGCCCGUUAACAGUUUAAAAAAUGAAUGGAAGUAAAUAUGGAAGUAGUUUAGUGCCAAAAGAAAUUGGUUAAAUAAUUUCCUGAUCUUUCAUAUACACUAUAUAUACAAAAGUAUGUUAUUCUGAAGUCUAGGCGCAACAAUGGCUCAGCCGCGAAGUGGUAGGCCACACAAGCUCACAGAACGGGACCGCUGAGUGCUGAAGCGCGUAACGCGUAAAAAUCAUCUGUCCUCGGUUGCAACACUCACUACCAAGUUCCAAACUGCCUCUGGAAGCAAGGUCAGCACAAGAACUGUUAGUCGGGAGCUUCAUGAAAUGGGUUUCCAUGGCCGAGCAGCCGCACACAAACCUAAGAUCACCAUGCGCAAUGCCAAGCGUUGGCUGGAGUGGUGUAAAUAUCGGCUCCAUUGGGCUCUGGAGCAGUGGAAACUGUAAAGUGCCAACUUUAAAGUUUGGUGGAGGAGGAAUUAUGGUCUGGGGCUGUUUUGCAUGGUUCGGGCUAGGCCCCUUAGUUCCAGUGAAGAUAAUUCUUAACGCUACAGCAUACAAUGACAUUCUAGACGAUUCUGUGCUUGAACUUGACUAGCCUGCACAGAGCCCUGACCUCAACCCCAUCGAACACGAUUAGCCAGGCCUAAUCGCCCCAACAUCAGUGCCUGACCUCACUAAGUCCUCGCAGCAAUGCUCCAACAUCUAGUGGAAAGCCUUCCCAGAAGAGUGGAGGCUGUUUAUAGCAGCAAAGGGGGGACCAACUCCAUAUUAAUGCCCAUGAUUUUGGAAUGAGAUAUUCGACAAGCUGGUGUCCACAUACUUUUGGCCAUGUAGUGUAUCUCUCAGAUAUAGGACAGACACUUUAAAACAAACUUCCUUUUGAUUAAUUUUUUUCAAUGUAUGAAUCUGUUAUUCAAUGUGUUUCUAGGUUCUAAUAGCAGUAAGGCCAAAUUUUUAUUUUUAUUUUUUAUGUAUACCUAAAGGGGUCCUAAAAUUAAAAAUCAAAUAGCUAAAUGGUCCUUAGUAUGACCAUAUUAAUAGAUAGCUUAGUAGACCCUCCCGCCCUUGUCAUCUUUGUUGUUCUACGAAGGGGAAAUUCGUUUGUAGCAAUUACAAGACACAGCACAAUGACAUAAAUCACUUGUAUUCGAAAACUGGCAGCAGUUGAAAGAGAUGGUGAACGCUUUGGAAAAAACCACAAUCACUGUCUGUGUAAUGGAUUUAGUUUAAUAUUGAGCAAUAUAUUCUCAAAGCACUGCUAUUAUUAUACAAUUGUUGUCUCUCUCUCUCCCUCUGUUCUCUCUCUCUCUGUUCUCUAUCUCUCUCUAUCUCUCUCCCUUCCUCUCUCUCCCUUCCUCUGUUCUCUGUCCAUCUUUUUCUGUCUUCCAGUCCACCCCCUCCCCUUCAGCGGAUCUGCUUGGCCUUCGUUCGUCCGCUCCCGUUAGUGGGGCCGCUCCCAGUGCAGGCAGCCUAUUGGUUGAUGUGUUUUCAGAGGCGGGGCCUGCUGCCUCCUCUGCCGGCGUGAACGACGACGGCUUCCUGAGGUGAAUGUUCACCCUGUGACUAGAAGACUCCCAUAGACACAGAUCUGGGAUAACCUAAAUUACCCCCCGCUCUCCAAGCUAACCCUUAGGGGGAGAAAUUCAAAACCGACCUAAGAUCAGUGUCUAGUAGCAACUUGAUGUUGUUUGUGGUGUGCUUGUUAUGUGUCUUAGUUGUCCAGAUGCACUGUGGUAGAAUAUGAAGCUAGCUCUUGAAAAUGAGCGUUGUUGUUUUAUUCUUAUUACGCUUGCUGUCUGUGAUAUGUGCUAGUCCUCUGUCUUUCUAUCAGUCAGUCUUCUUGUUUCCUCUGCGUCUUCUAUGUGUAAUCUUAUCUGUUCUCUUUUUAUCUUGCUGUGUAUGUGACUGUCUUUCUCUUUUCUUACCUUCUCUCCUUCCCCUUCUCUAUUUCCCUUUCUCUGUGUUUUUGCGUGCUUGUGUGUCUCUUGUCCUCGAUUGUGAUUGGACAUUGGCAGCGCUCUUCACGCUCCCGAGGCCUCUGACUCCCCAUUGGUGGAGGGUCCUGGUGACUCGGAGUAAGGGGCCAGUAAUAAGAUGGCUGACUGUCAUGUUGCACCCAAACACACAUGAACACUGUUGUUCUUAUCUAAACUAAAGCCAUUUAGGAAGGCUGCAUGGACAUCUCAACCUUAGACUAGUCACAUGGACACACGCACCCUCUAUUGCAUGUGGGUUGUUGGAUUAUGGAAUUGUAGCCUACCUAUGCUGUAUAUUUCUUCAUAUAUACAUGUACCACUCUUUUUCUUAACCAGCAAAAUACUUCUCAUUAUUUUUGUUAAUGCUGUCAGUUUUGGUGAAUUGUAUCUUAAGUGCUCAUACUAACCCACCUCUGCUUUUUCUCUUGUUCUCCUUCCUCCAUUUUAUUUGUCAUGCCUCACUGCUUUGGGUCUCCCUCAAUACACUCAUCCUCUCUCUCUCCCUCCCCCUCUCUCUCUCCCUUUUUCUAUCUGUAAUUCAUUUGGUCCCCUUCAAACACAUUUUACAUUCUCUCACACCCCCCCGCCUUUUCUGUUGGUGCUGUCAUCCACCUCUCCUUAUCCAUCCUUGCUUCAUCCCUCCUUCCUUCUCUCAGCUCUGCUCCCCCUUCUGCGGCCUCUGAGGAUCCUGCCCCUCCUCUGCCCGAGUCAGACGAGCUUCUCAACAAGUAAGAGCUUUCUCUCGCUCCUCCUCCCCUCUCCCUAUCCAUUUCUCUCUCUCCCAAUCUCUCUCUUUCCGGCGGGGCUAGCUUGUUUUUGGUGCUAUCACGAGCAAAGGUAUCAAACAACCUACUGGAUUGACACAAAACAUAAACUGUGUUUAUGUCAAUGACAUCUGUUAUGUUAGGUCAUUCACGUGUGGUAAGAUACAUCUACAGUGGGGAGAACAAGUAUUUGAUACACUGCCGAUUUUGCAGGUUUUCCUACUUACAAAGCAUGUAGAGGUCUGUAAUUUUUUAUCAUAGGUACACUUCAACUGUGAGAGACGGAAUCUAAAACAAAAAUCCAGAAAAUCACAUUGUAUGAUUUUUAAGUAAUUAAUUUGCAUUUUAUUGCAUGACAUAAGUAUUUGAUCACCUACCAACCAGUAAGAAUUCCGGCUCUCACAGACCUGUUAGUUUUUCUUUAAGAAGCCCUCCUGUUCUCCACUCAUUACCUGUAUUAACUGCACCUGUUUGAACUCGUUACCUGUAUAAAAGACACCUGUCCACACACUCAAUCAAACAGACUCCAACCUCUCCACAAUGGCCAAGACCAGAGAGCUGUGUAAGGACAUCAGGGAUAAAAUUGUAGACCUGCACAAGGCUGGGAUGGGCUUCAGGACAAUAGGCAAGCAGCUUGGUGAGAAGGCAACAACUGUUGGCGCAAUUAUUAGAAAAUUGAAGAAGUUCAAGAUGACGGUCAAUCACCCUCGGUCUGGGGCUCCAUGCAAGAUCUCACCUCAUGGGGCAUCAAUGAUCAUGAGGAAGGUGAGGGAACAGCCCAGAACUACACAGCAGGACCUGGUCAAUGACCUGAAGAGAGCUGGGACCACAGUCUCAAAGAAAACCAUUAGUAACACACUACGCCGUCAUGGAUUAAAAUCCUGCAGCACACGCAAGGUCCCCCUGCUCAAGCCAGCGCAUGUCCAGGCUCGUCUGAAGUUUGCCAAUGACCAUCUGGAUGAUCCAGAGGAGGAAUGGGAGAAGGUCAUGUGGUCUGAUGAGACAAAAAUAGAGAUUUUUGGUCUAAACUCCACUCGCCUUGUUUGGAGGAAGAAGAAGGAUGAGUACAACCCCAAGAACACCAUUCCAACCGUGAAGCAUGGAGGUGGAAACAUCAUUCUUUGGGGAUGCUUUUCUGCAAAGGGGACAGGACGACUGCACCGUAUUGAGGGGAGGAUGGAUGGGGCCAUGUAUCGUGAGAUCUUGGCCAACAACCUCCAUCCCUCAGUAAGAGCAUUGAAGAUGGGUCGUGGCUGGGUCUUCCAGCAUGACAACGACCCGAAAUACACAGCCAGGGCAACUAAGGAGUGGCUCCGUAAGAAGCAUCUCAAGGUCCUGGAGUGGCCUAGCCAGUCUACAGACCUGAACCCAUUAGAAAAUCUUUGGAGGGAGCUGAAAGUCCGUAUUGCCCAGCGACAGCCCCGAAACCUGAAGGAUCUGGAGAAGGUCUGUAUGGAGGAGUGGGCCAAAAUCCCUGCUGCAUUGUGUGCAAACCUGGUCAAGACCUACAGGAAACGUAUGAUCUCUGUAAUUGCAAACAAAGGUUUCUGUACCAAAUAUUAAGUUCUGCUUUUCUGAUGUAUCAAAUACUUAUGUCAUGCAAUAAAAUGCAAAUUAAUUACUUAAAAAUCAUACAAUGUGAUUUUCUGGAUUUUUGUUUUAGAUUCCGUCUCUCACAGUUGAAGUGUACCUAUGAUAAAAAUUACAGACCUCUACAUGCUUUGUAAGUAGGAAAACCUGCAAAAUCGUCAGUGUAUCAAAUACUUGUUCUCCCCACUGUAUAUGGUUGCUUGCAGAGUGAAUUGAUAUUGGGAUAGGAUGGGAUGACUGAAGAGUUACAGUAACUUAUAGGUCAUGUAUGUACCACCGCAUGAUUGACAUGUUAUAAACAGUUAAUGAUAAAUGAUGAUAAAUCCUAACACUUUAAUUCUCCCUCCCGCACUCCCUUUCUCCCUCUCUCUCUCCUGUCAGAUUUGUGUGUAAGAACAACGGUGUGUUGUUUGAGAACCAGCUGCUUCAGAUCGGCAUCAAGUCUGAGUACCGCCAGAACCUGGGUGAGUUUGGGCUACUAGACAAUGCUUGAAUCCUAAGUCACAUUUGUCACAUUGAUGUGAGUUCUGGGAGAUUGCAUUAUGUGUGGGUCUCAAGUUAGGGUUCUUCCCUUGAAGUAUUAACCCUUUUCAUGCAGGUAAGUCCCAUGUGAAAUACAUUAGCCUAUAUGCUGUAACCUUAUUGAACUGAUGUCUGUACUGUUCUAUAGCUUUGGUAAGUACGUCUGAGCGUGCACAGAAUGUAAUAGAUGGCGUCAUUUUGUAUUUGUGUUCACAUCCUAGCUUUGUCAUGUCCAUUUUAGUAUACAGAAUGUUUUAUUCAGUGGUUAGGUACGCUUCAGUUUCUAUAAUGCAUUAGAUGUUAUGUGAGUGAGCAUGAUGCAUAACUAUAUAUAUAUAUACACACACAGCUGUGGAAAAAAUUAAGAGACCACCGCAAAUCUUUCUUAAAUCAGCAUCUCUACAUGUAUGACAGCCAUUCCAUUCCAGUGUCUGUUGAAUUCCAACACAGGCACACCUCAUUCUACUGAAUUAGGUACUGAUUAGGUGAUCACCUGACCCAAAUCUUAUUUAACGAGGAAAAGUAUCCUCUUGCAAUAGGACCAGCUGGAUGGCAAAAACAGUGCUAAUAGUACCUCAAAAGUAAUAUUAAUCAAAAAAUAACUAUUGACCAUGCCAGAAGAGUUGAAAAGGAAAGUUUUGACUGAGGAAAAGAAGGGUUCAAUUCUGGCUUUACUGGCAGAGGGAUACAGUGAGCGUCAGGUUGCUUCCAUCCUUAAAAUUUCAAAGACGGCGGUUCAUAAGAACAAGGUCAAGCAGCAGACAUUGGGGAUAACAAAGCUACUGACCGGGAUGACCGACCAACUCAUUCGAAUGUCACUCAACAACCGUAGGAUGACAUCAAGUGACCUACAAAAAUAAUGGCAAACGGCAGCUGGGGUGAAGUGCACAGCGAGGACGGUUCGAAACAGGCUCCUAGGGGCAGGGCUGAAGUUGAGCAAAGCUAGAAAAAAGCCCUUCAUCAUUGAGAAGCAAAGAAGAGCCAGGCUGAGGUUUGCAAAAGACCAUAAGGAUUGGACCGUAGAGGACUGGAGUAAGGUCAUCUUCUCUGAUGAGUCCAAUUUUCAGCUUUGCCCAACACCUGGUUGUCUAAUGGUUAGACGGAGACCUGGAGAGGCCUACAAGCCACAGUGUCUCACACCCACUGUGAAAUUUGGUGGAGGAUCGGUGAUGAUCUGGGGGUGCUUCAGCAAGGCUGGAAUCGGGCAGAUUUGUCUUUGUGAAGGACGCAUGAAUCAAGCCACGUACAAGGUUGUCCUGGAAGAAAACUUGCUUCCUUUUGCUCUGACAUUGUUCCCAACGAUUGGUUUUUCCAGCAGGACAAUGCGCCAUGCCACACAGCCAGGUCAAUCAAGGUGUGGAUGGAGGACCACCAGAUCAAGACCCUGUCGUGGCCAGCCCAAUCUCCAGACCUGAACCCCACUGAAAACUUCUGAAAUGUGAUCAAGUGGAAAAUGGAUGGUCACAAGCCAUCAAACAAAGCCGAGCUGCUUGAAUUUUUGCGCCAGGAGUGGCAUAAAGUCACCCAACAUCAAUGUGAAAGACUGGUGGAGAGCAUGUCAAGACGCAUGAAAGCUGUGAUUGAAAAUCAGGGUUAUUCCACCAAAUAUUGAUUUCGGAACUCUUCCUAAGUUAAAACAUUAGUAUUGUGUUGUUUAAACCGACCUACAUCCAUCCUGCCCUGCCUUUCGAAAGUAUUUGAAAGCCUAGUUAACAGAUCACCGACCAUUUCGAAUCCCACCGUACCUUCUCCGUUAUGCAAUCUGGUUUCCGAGCUGGUCAUGGGUGCACCUCAGCCACGCUCAAGGUCCUAAACAAUAUAAUAACCGCGAUCGAUAAAAGACAGUACUGUGCAGCCGUCUUCAUCGACCUGGCCAAGGCUUUUGACUGUCAAUCACCGCAUUCUUAUUGGCAGACUAAAUAGCCUUGGUUUCUCAAAUGACUGCCUCGCCUGGUUCACAAACUACUUCUCAGAUAGAGUUCAAUGUGUCAAAUCGGAGGGCCUGUUGUCUGGACCUCUGGCAGUCUCUAUGGGGGUGCCACAGGGUUCAAUUCUCGGGCCGACUCCAUUCUCUGUGUGUGUGUGUGUGUGUGUGUGUGUGUGUAUAUAUAUAUAUAUAUAUAUUACUGCUCAAAAAAAUAAAGGGAACACUUAAACAACACAAUGUAACUCCAAGUCAAUCAAACUGUCCACUUAGGAAGCAACACUGAUUGACAAUACACUUCACAUGCUGUUGUGCAAAUGGAAUAGACAACAGGUGAAAAUUAUAGGCAAUUAGCAAGACACCCCCAAUAAAGAAGUGGUUCUGCAGGUGGUGACCACAGACCACUUCUCAGUUCCUAUGCUUCCUGGCUGAUGUUUUGGUCACUUUUGAAUGCUGGCGGUGCUUUCACUCUAGUGGUAGCAUGAGACGGAGUCUACAACCCACACAAGUGGCUCAGGUAGUACAGCUCAUCCAGGAUGGCACAUCAAUGCGAGCUGUGGCAAGAAGGUUUGCUGUGUCUGUCAGCGUAGUGUCCAGAGCAUGGAGGCGCUACCAGGAGACAGGUCAGUACAUCAGGAGACGUGGAGGAGGCCGUAGGAGGGCAACAACCCAGCAGCAGGACCGCUACCUCCGCCUUUGUGCAAGGAGGAGCAGGAGGAGCACUGCCAGAGCCCUGCAAAAUGACCUCCAGCAGGCCACAAAUGUGCAUGUGUCUGCUCAAACGGUAAGAAACAGACUCCAUGAUGGUGGUAUGAGGGCCCGACGUCCACAGGUGGGGGUUGUGCUUACAGCCCAACACCGUGCAGGACGUUUGGCAUUCGCCAGAGAACACCAAGAUUGGCAAAUUCGCCACUGGCGCCCUGUGCUCUUCACAGAUGAAAGCAGGUUCACACUGAGCACGUGACAGACGUGACAGAGUCUGGAGACGCCGUGGAGAACGUUCUGCUGCCUGCAACAUCCUCCAGCAUGACCGAUUUGGCGGUGGGUCAGUCAUGGUGUGGGGUGGCAUUUCUUUGGGGGGCCGCACAGCCCUCCAUGUGCUCGCCAGAGGUAGCCUGACUGCCAUUAGGUACAGAGAUGAAAUCCUCAGACCCCUUGUGAGACCAUAUGCUGGUGCGGUUGGCCCUGGGUUCCUCCUAAUGCAAGACAAUGCUAGACCUCAUGUGGCUGGAGUGUGUCAGCAGUUCCUAAAAGAGGAAGGCAUUGAUGCUAUGGACUGGCCCGCCCGUUCCCCAGACCUGAAUCCAAUUGAGCACAUCUGAGACAUCAUGUCUUGCUCCAUCCACCAACGCCACGUUGCACCACAGACUGUCCAGGAGUUGGCGGAUGCUUUAGUCCAGGCCUGGGAGGAGAUCCCUCAGGAGACCAUCCGCUACCUCAUCAGGAGCAUGCCCAGGCGUUGUAGGGAGGUCAUACAGGCACGUGGAGGCCACACACACUACUGAGCCUCAUUUUGACUCGUUUUAAGGACAUUACAUCAAAGUUGGAUCAGCCUGUAGUGUGGUUUUCCACUUUAAUUUUGAGGGUGACUCCAAAUCCAGACCUCCAUGGGUUGAAAAAAUUUGAUUUCCAUUGAUAAUUUGUGUGUGAUUUUGUUGUCAGCACAUUCAACUAUGUAAAGAAAAAAGUAUUUAAUAAGAUAAUUUCAUUCAUUCAGAUCUAGGAUGUGUUGUUUAAGUGUUCCCUUUAUUUUUUUGAGCAGUGUAUAUAUAAAAAAUAAAAAUAAAUUGUCAUUUAGCAGACGCUCUUAUCCAGAGCAACUUACAGGAGCAAUUAGAGUUAAGUGCCUUGCUCAAGGACACAUCGACAUAUUUUUCACCUAGUCGGCUCAGGGAUUAGAACCAGCGACCUUUAGAUUACUGGCACAACGCUCUUAACCACUAAGCUACCUGCCGCCCUAUUUAUAUAUCAAUGAUGUCGCUCUUGCUGCUGGUGACUCUCAGAUCCACCUCUAUGCAGACGACACCAUUUUGUAUACAUCUGGCCCUUCAUUGGACACUGUGUUAACAAACCUCCAAACGAGCUUCCAUGCCAUACAACACUCCUUCCGUAGCCUUCAACUGCUCUUAAACACAAGUAAAACUAAAUGCAUGCUCUUCAAUCGAACGCUGCUGGCACCCGCCCACCCAACUAGAAUCACUACUCUCGACGGGUCUGACCUAGAGUAUGUGGACAACUACAAAUACCUAGGUGUCUGGUUAGACUGUAAACUCUCCUUCCAGACUCACAUUAAGCAUCUCCAAUCCAAAGUUACAUCUAGAAUCGGCUUCCUAUUUCGCAACAAAGCCUCCUUCACUCAUGCUGCUAAACAUGCCCUCGUAAAACUGACUAUCCUACCGAUCCUUGACUUCGGCGAUGUCAUUUACAAAAUAGCUUCCAACACUCUACUCAGCAAAUUGGAUGUAGUCUAUCACAGUGCCAUAACAGUACAUAAUGCAUUAUAACAUGUAUGUGUUCUUUUGGAAAUGUCACCUAAAUGUGUCCACUUGACAUAAUAUCUUCUAACGUGUGUGUGUGUUUUUGUUUGUUUUUCUAGGGAGGAUGUAUCUGUUCUAUGGCAAUAAGACAUCGGUGCAGUUUGUCAGCUUUAGCACCACAGUCAGCUGCCCAGGGGAGCUGCAGUCUCAUAUCCUUCAAUGCAUUCACUUACUGUUCACGCACGCACGCCCACACACAUACAGGCACACACACACACCCCUAUCUUGCACACUAUGUGUUAGUGUUUUCACGAUAGCAGAAUUUUGACUUCGAUACUUAUACCAGGUUUAGUAUCACAAUACGCGAUACCAUCACGAUACUCGAUAUCAAAACGAUGCCAAAAUGAUACCACAGCAAAAAAAGAAGGCAUAUUAGCCAAAGUCACAAAAUGGCAGUUGAUCCAGACAGAUAAACUCUGCUACUGCUCUGUUCAGUCUUUGGGCAUCUUUUAAGGUCAAUAUUAAUUUUUUUAUGUCCAUUUUUCUGAGAAUGGAAACAAUAGGCUUUAGAACACCAGCUAACUGUAACUGUAAAUCACCAUAUUGGCAUUUUGUUGCAUCACUGGCAGGAAUUCCUGAAUUUACUGAGACUAUGACCUCUGCGUGCAUUAAUAAGCAUAAUUUGCUGGUGUCAAACCAUAUAUGAAAACUUGAUACACAUUUUUUAAGCUGAGAAACAGCCCUUUCAAAUGUUAUGACAUACAAUAGCACCACAUUAAUCAAAUGGUAAGUCAAGGAAAAACACUGACGAAAAUCAGUUUUUUCUCCAAACAACUGCCAUAUACACAACUUCCUCAUGAAGAUGGAGAAAAACGUAUCUAAGUCUUCCUUAUUUUGUAAGCUUUGAAAAUCAGAAUAGUAAUUCAUACCAUUUACUAUGAAUGAGUUAUAGCUGUUUUAGUGAACAGUGAUAUUUUUCUAGAAUUCUAUGGAUGUUCUUAUCUUAUUUUUCCUAUGUUGUUGCAUUACAACCUGUAAUUUAAAUUGAUUUUUAUUUGGAUUUCAUGUAAUGGACAUACACAAAAUAGUCUUGUUUCAAGAAAUUAUUAUAAAAAAUAAAUAACGGAAAAGUGGAGCGUGCAUAUGUAUUCACCCCCUUUGCUAUGAAGCCCCUAAAUAAGAUCUGGUGCAACCAAUUACCUUCAGAAGUCACAUAAUUAGUUAAAUAAAGUCCACCUGUGUGCAAUCUAAGUGUCACAUGAUAUGUACACCUGUUCUGAAAGGCCCCAGAGUCUGCAACACCACUAAGCAAGGGACACCACCAAGCAAGCAGCACCAUGAAGACCAAGGAGCUCUCCAAACAGGUCAGGGACAAAGUUGUGGAGAAGUACAGAACAGGGUUGGGUUAUAAAAAAAUAUCAGAAACUUUGAACCUCCCACAGAGCACCAUUAAAUCCAUUAUAAAAAAAUGGAAAGAAUAUGGCACCACAACAAACCUGGCAAGAGAGGGCCGUCCACCAGAACUCACGGACCAGGCAAGGAGGGCAUUAAUCAGAGAGGCAACAAAGCGACCAAAGAUAACCCUGAAUGAGCUGCAAAGCUCCACAGCGGAGAUUGGAGUAUCUGUCCAUAGGACCACUUUAAGCCGUACACUCCACAGAGUUGGGCUUUACGGAAGAGUGGCCAGAAAAAAGCAUUGCUUAAAGAAAAAAAUAAGCAAACACGUUUGGUGUUUGCCAAAAGGCAUGUGGGAGACUCCCCAAACAUAUGGAAGAAGGUACUCUGGUCAGAUGAGACUAAAAUUGAGCAUUUUUGCCAUCAAGGAAAAUGCUACGUCUGGCACAAACCCAACACCUCUCAUCACCCCGAGAACACCAUCCCCACAGUGAAGCAUGGUGAUGGCAGCAUCAUGUUGUGGGGAUGUUUUUCAUCGGCAGGGACUGGGAAACUGGUCAGAAUUGAAGGAAUGAUGGAUGGCGCUAAAUACAGGAAAAUUCUUGAGGGAAACCUGUUUCAGUCUUCCAGAGAUAUGAUACUGGGACGGAGGUUCACCUUCCAGCAGGACAAUGACCCUAAGCAUACUGCUAAAGCAACACUCGAGUGGUUUAAGGGGAAACAUUUAAAUGUCUUGGAAUGGCCUAGUCAAAGCCCAGACCUCAAUCCAAUUGAGAAUCUGUGGUAUGACUUAAAGAUUGCUGUACACCAGCGGAACCCAUCCAACUUGAAGGAGCUGGAGCAGUUUUGCCUUGAAGAAUGGGCAAAAAUCCCAGUGGCUAGAUGUGCCAAGCUUAUAGAGACAUAUCCCAAGAGACUUGCAGCUGUAAUUGCUGCAAAAGGUGGCUCUACAAAGUAUUGACUUUGGGGGGUGAAUAGUUAUGCACGCUCAAGUUUUCUGUUUUUUUGUCUUAUUUCUGGUUUGAUUCCCAAUAAAAAAUAUUUUGCAUCUUCAAAGUGGUAGGCAUGUUGUGUAAAUGAAAUGAUACAAACCCCCCCCCCCAAAAAAACAAUUUUAAUUCCAGGUUGUAAGGCAACAAAAUAGGAAACAUUCCAAGGGGGGUGAAUAAUUUCGCAAGCCACUGUAAUGACAGUAAUUGGCUCUUAUAACUUCCAUUUCUUCUUACAUACAUUGCAUAAGGCCUAUAGCCUAAUACACGAAGAGUCAGAAUAGGAACAAAUUAAAAGCAUGCAAGAAAGGUGCAAUGACCAGUGACUUUAAUAGUACCCAUGUCCGCAAUUAAUCACACUGACUGGAGUGCCACAACCUAGCUAACGUUACCAGCCUGAGAUUUCAAGAGUAAGUAUCUAGUUAGCUAGCUAGCUAGCUAUCAUCAUAAGGGUUAGGCAUCAGGCUUAGGCUACAUUAAUUCUUGCAAUCAACAGCCAGCAGGCUUAGCUACUAAUUUUAGGAAUUAUAUCACAGAUAAACAGACACCUAAUGAGAACUGGCUAUUUAGUUAAUUAGCUAGCUAGCUAAUAAUUAUAGCUAUGGGGGUUGGGGAUCAUACCUAGCUAGCUACAUCUUUACUGGUAAAAAACAAUCCUGCAGCAGCCCUAUCUGGCUGGCUGGCUACCUAGCUAGCUACUUAUUGAAUGACACUAGCCAGUUUGUUUUAGCUGAAAAUACUAAUAUUGAUAAAUGUUCUUCAAAUUGUCAAUAUUAACAUUUUAUUUUGUACAGCUAUCAAAGAAAACAUUAAAAGACAAGAGAAGAGCUAAAUCCGUUUCUUACCUUAAUGUGAGCAGUGGUGGGAAAAGUACCCAAUUGUCAUACUCAAGUGAAUGUCACACAAAAUACUACUUGAGUAAAAAUCAAAGAAUUUGAUUUUAAAUAUACUUAAGUAUCAAAAGUAAAUGUAAUUGCUAAAGUAUACUUAAGUAUCAUAAGUAAAGUAUAAAUGAUUUUACAUUUCUUAUAUUAAGCAAACGGCAUGACUUUCUUGUUGUUUUUCAUUUACGAAUAGCCAGGGGCACACUCCAACACUCAGACAUAAUUUACAAAUGAAGCAUUUGUUUUUAGUGAGUCCGCCAGAUCAGAGACUUUUGAGAAUGGUUUUUUCCUGCUAAUGGAACAUUUGCGCUUAAAGCCUACUGCUGUGUGCGCAUUGCUGUGCUUAUAAUGUGAAGAAAUAGCCUAAUAGUUUAUGAACAUUUUAAGCUAAACGUUCUCAUCUGUUGCGUCAGGCUCAUUGCUUAAAAAAGUAUUUUUGAUGCUCGUGGUUGUAUUAAUUUGGGCUCUAUCGCAUCCCACAACUGUCCCAGACUAUGUAUGGAAUAUUUAUUUCUCGCACAGAAUAGAAUUUGUUAGGCUUACUCAUCUUGUUGGCUGACGAAAGGUAAAUGUUCUUCCAAUAUCUUCAAUAUGCCCCUCGGAAUUGGAUAAGGAGGCAUGCAGUUGUGUCCCUGAUGUGUCGGUCUUCACUUGUAGCCUGUGAGAAAGAUUCGAUCACGUGACAGAGAGCCAUGUGAGUGAGAGGUGCUUCAGCACGCAGCCAGGAGAAGGGAAUUAUAAUUAUUAAAUUCGGCCAGUUGUGAUACAUUUAUCAUUUGUACAUUUGUAUCACAACUAAAGUUACAUAAAUAACUCUAAAUUAAGCAUAUAGGAGUACCUGUUUCUUUGUUCACCGCUCAACACAGAAUAGCUGCAUGUGCGCAGUCCCUCAAAUCCUUUGGAGAAAAUAUAUUUUCUAUUUUAUUCAGCUAUGUUCAAUUGUAUUCUUCAUACUAUAAAAUAAUGCCACGGAAUUCUAAGCAAAUCUUGUCUGCCAAUUAAAUAGUGUAGCCCACAGCCAUAUGGCAUAGCCAGAUCAGGACCUAACAUAAGGACAACCCAGAGUAUGCUGUUAUGUUCUUCUGAAAUAGACUACAUUUUCUUCAUAUAAUGUUUCUUUAGACCUGUCAAAAAUAAAUAAUGUCUUUGUUGUGAUUGUGUAGGCUAUAUUAAAUGGAUUUAUUAUACUGUUUUAAAUGUAGAUGUUCCAAAGGUCUGCAUCAGUGACUUGUAGGCUAUGCGUGGAAGCCAGGAGAUGCUAAAUGUUUAUGUUAAUUAACGGUCAAUUACCAUGAGACCUGCAGUUAUUUGCUUGACCAAUCACCAGCUGACAAAAUGUCAUGACCGCCACAGCCAUAGGGCUACCCAUACCUCUAAUAAACGUUGUCCAAGAUCCUAAAAAUAGAGAUGUUUCUAUGUUAAAUGCAGAUGUUUAGUAUUAGGUGAUCUCUUCGAUUAGUUUUACUAAGUGUUUUCAUUCCCCUUUAAUGAAUCAAUUACACAAUCAUACAAUACAUUUGACUUUGUUUUUACCAAUCCAACUACAUAUCAACAUAAUGGUAAUCAUUUUUUUGAAUGAUAAAUCUCUGUUGAUCUCUGUUGGGUAAAUGAAGAUGUAGCCUAGGCCUAUCCACAAUACAGGUGAAUGCAUAUUCAAUAUGUGCGUGUGCAUGCAUUGAGUUGUUGAGCUUGUUUUGGUUGAUUUCAUGGGGCUACAGAUGAUAAACAAUCUGUUUCCUUUACAUUUGGGACUUAUUUUAUUGUACUGAUCAACAACAUUUGCGUAGAAGUAGCGCACAUUUCUAUAAAAGAAGCUGUCUCUUUAAUCAAAGUAACAAAUUCUAGUACUGAACCGUUUUUCAUGUACUAGUAUCAACGUUUUGGUAUACCAUGCAACACUACUAUGCGUGUCCCUUGGGUUGUAGGCUAUACUUGCAUGUAUUUAACACGCAUAGCUACAUUCAAUAUACAGUCCCCCCUGUGUGGUCUCUUGUCCCGGCUCUGUUCCUCUCCUUGACUGGCUUUCCCACAGCUCAACGUGCAGACCAAAACAGUGGAACCCCUAGUGGAGGGAGGAGCACAGGUGCAGCAGGUCAUCAACAUCGAGUGUCUGACCGACUUCAUUGACGCGCCGCUGCUCAACAUCAAGUUCAGGUACACGCGCCAGUACGCACACAGAAUAUUACACAGAACAUACAAUACAAACACCUCGCAAUCACGCACGCAAGAUCAGUAGUAUCCCAAACAUACACACACACACACACAUUUUGUUUUGUCAUCUUCAGUAUAUAAAGGUGUGCGUGUUCCUCUCAGGUAUGGGGGAGCCCUGCAGAACAUCUCUCUCAAGCUGCCUGUCACCAUCAACAAGUUCUUCCAACCCACAGAGAUGGCUGCCGCAGACUUCUUCCAGCGCUGGAAACAACUUAGCCAGUGAGUGAGAGUGGGUGUAGGGGUGGGUGUGAGGGUGUGUGUAGGGUGCGAGCAUGUAAGAGUCUGUAUUUAUGACUGUUUUCUUCUCUUUUCAGGCCCCAGCAAGAAGCACAAAAGAUCUUCAAGGCCAGCCAUGGCAUGGACACAGAAGUGCUCAAGGCCAAGGUACACACACACACACACACACACACACACACACACUGUAGGCAUAUUAAUUUCAUUCCCUUGCCUUCUGAAUGUCUUCCACAUCCUACUCCCCCCUCCCUCUCUUGUCUCUAGUUGCUGGGCCUGGGGACAGCCCUGUUGGAGAAUGUGGAUCCUAACCCAGAGAACUAUGUGUGUGCCGGAGUCAUCCAGACCAAGGCCCAACAGGUCGGCUGCCUGCUGAGACUGGAACCCAAUGCGCAGGCCCAGGUACACACACACAAAUGUACAUGCAUAUAUACACACACACACACACACACACACACACACGUACACGCAUACGCAUAUAUACACACACACAAAUGUACAUGCAUAUACACACACACACACGUACACGCAUAUGCAUAUAUAUACACACACACACACACAAAUGUACAUGCACACACACACACACAUACACGCAUACGCAUAUAUAUACACACACACAAAUAUACAUGCAUAUACACACACGUACACGCAUACGCAUAUAUACACACACAAAUGUACAUGCAUACACACACACACACACACACACACACACACAAACACACACGCAUAUAUACACAUACACAAAUGUACAUGCAUAAAUGUACAUGUGGUCCUCUGUAGCUCAGCUGGUAGAGCACGGCGCUUGUAACGCCGAGGUAGUGGGUUCGAUCCCCGGGACCACCCAUACACAACAAAAAUGUAUGCACACAUGACUGUAAGUCGCUUUGGAUAAAAGCGUCUGCUAAAUGGCAUAUUUCAAUUUCAAUUUCAUAUACACACACACGUACACGCAUACGCAUAUAUACACACACAAAUGUACAUGCAUAUACACACACACACACGUAUACGCAUAUAUACACACACACACACACAAAUGUACAUGCAUAUACACACACGCACACGUAUACGCAUAUAUACACACACACACACACAAAUGUACAUGCAUAUACACACACACACAAAUGUACAUGCAUAUACACACACAAAUGUACAUGCAUAUGUACACACACACACACACAAAUGUACAUGCAUAUAUAUACACACAUGCAUAAAUACACACACACACACACGCACAAAUGUACAUGUAUAUACAAACACACACACACAUGUACAUGUAUAUACACACACACACACACAAAUGUACAUGCAUAUACACAGACACACACAAAUGUACAUGCAUAUACACAGACACACACAAAUGUACAUGCAUACACACACACACACCACACACACACACCACACAAAUGUACAUGCAUAUAUACACACACACACACACACACACACAAAUUACAUGCAUACACACACACAAAUUACAUGCAUAUACACACACACACACACACACACACACACAAAUGUACAUGCAUAUACACACACACACACACAACAACACACACACCAAAUUACAUGCAUAUACACACCACACAACACCACACACACACAAAUUACAUGCAUAUCACACACACACACACACACACAAAUUACAUGCAUAUACACACACCACACACCACAAAUUACAUGCAUACACACACACAAAUUACAUGCAUAUACACCACACACACACACAAAUUACAUGCAUAUACACACACACACACACACAAAUUACAUGCAUAUACACACACACACACACACACACACACACACAAAUGUACAUGCAUAUACACACACACACACACACACAAAUGUACAUGCAUAUACACACCCCACACACACAAUACAUAUUACACAACACACACACAAAUCGUUCCUCAUGUGACCUCAGCACACACACGUCACGCCGCAAACAACUGUACAUGCAUAACACACACCCACAUUUCAAUUUACAUCAUAUCACACCCUCCAUCACACACAAAUGUACACGCAUAUACACACACAGAGUCCGUCUGUCCUUCUCUGUGCUGCUCUCAUUGCAUCACUCACGGCUGUCUGUGUCUUUCUGUGUGCUGCUGCAAAUCAAGCCUGGCGAGCAGGUAACACAUCUGUCCCUGUUCUCUCUCUCUUUCUUUCUCCUCAUCCCCCUCUUCUCUCUUUCACACCCUUUUUUUCCAUUUUCUCAUUCACUUUUCCCUCCACAUUGAUUCUUCCACACUUUCUUACUGACACCCCAAAUUGAACACUUGAAUCUCCACAUUCUUUCUCCUCUCUCUCUCUCUCUCUCUCUCUCUCUCUCGCUCUCGCUCUCUCUCGCUCUCUCUGUGCAGUGUUAGACUCCAGGUUAAUAAUGUGUCAUCAGUGUAAAUCCAUUCUACCCUCGUCUCGUGUUAAACUUUUAGAUGAUCCAAAAUAUACAGUGCCUUAAGAAAGUAUUCAUACCCCUUGACUUAUUCAACAUUUUAUUGUUACAGCAUGAAUUCAAAAUUGAUUAAAUAUAUAUUUUUUACCCAUCUACACACAAUACCCCAUAAUGACGAAGGGAAUAUAUAUUUUUAGAAUUACAGAAAUAUCUAAUUUAAAUAAGUAUUCACACCCCUGAGUCUAUACUUUAUAGAAGAACUUUUGGCGUUGAUUUUAGCUUUGAGUCGUCUUGGGUAUGUCUGUAUCAGUUUUGCACAUCAGGACUUUCACAUUCUUGUUUUGAAGCCAUUCAAGCGUUGCUUUUGCUGUAUGCUUGGGGUCAUUGUCCUGUUGGAACGUAAAUCUUUGCCCCAAUCUAUGAUCUUUUGCACUCUUGAAGCAGGUUCUCAUCAAGGAUUUGCCUAUAUUUGGCUCCAUUCAUUGUUCCAUCUAUCCUUACCAGUCUCCCAGUCCAUGCCGCUGAAAUGCAUCCGCAUAGCAUAAUGCUGCCACCACCAUGCUUCAACGGUAGGGAUGGUGUUAAGAUGGGCGAGGAGCUGUGCCUGGUUUUCUCCAGACAAAACGCUUUCCAUUCAGGCCAAGAGAUACAUUUUUGUCUCGUCAGAAUCAUCUUUUGCCUUAUGCUCUGAGUCUUUCACGUGCCUUUUUGCAAACUCCAGGCGUGCUGUCAUGUGCCUUAUUCUCAGGAGUGGCUUCCGUCUGGCCACUCUCCCAUAAAGCCCAGAUUGGUGAAGUGCUGUAGAGACUGUUGUCCUUCUGUCAGGUUCUCCCAUCUCAGCCAAGGAACUCUGUAGUUCUGUCAGAUUGGUCAUUGGGUUCUUGGUCACCUCCCUGACCAAGGUCCUUCUUGUACAGUUGCUCAGUUUGGUCGGAUGGACAGCUCUAGGCAGAGUCUGGGGAGUUCCAUAUUUUUUCAAUUUCCCAAUGAUGGAGACCACUGCUCUUGGAAACUUUAAACACUCUAGAAAUUGUUUUAUACCCUUCCCCAGAUAUAUGCCUCAUCACAAUUCUAUCUUGGAGCUCUACAGACAGUUCCUUGGACUGCACGGUAUAGAUUCCGCUCUGACAUGCACUGUCAACUGUGGGACCUUGUAUUGAGUGUUUCUUUCUAAAUCAUGUCCAGACAACUGAGUUGGCCACAGAUGGACUCCAAUCGAGUUGUAGUGACAUCUCAAGGAUUUUCAAAGGAAAUUGGAUGCCCCUGAGCUCAAUUUGGAGUGUCAUAUCAAAGGGGUGUGAAUACUUACACUACCAGUCAAAGGUUUGGACACACCUACUCAUUCAAGGGUUUCUUUAUUUGUACUAUUUUCUACAUUGUAGAAUAAUAGUGAAGACAUCAAAACUAUGAAAUAACACAUAUGGAAUCAUGUAGUAACCAAAAAAGUGUUAAACAAAUCAAAAUAUAUUUUAUAUUUGAGAUUCUUCAAAUAGCCACCCUUUGCCUUGAUGACAGCUUUGCACACUCUUGGCAUUCUCUCAACCAGGUUCAUGAGAGAGUCACCUGGAAUGCAUUUCAAUUAACAGGUGUGCCUUCUUAAAGGUUAUUAUGUGGAAUUUAUUUCCUCCUUAAUGCGUUUGAGCCAAUCAGUUGUGUUGUGACAAGGUAUGGGGGGUAUACAGAAGAUCCAUAUUAUGGCAAGAACAGCUCAAAUAAGCAAAGAGAAACGACAGUCCAUCAUUACUUUAAGACAUGAAGGUCAGUCAAUACGGAACAUUUGAAAGUUUAUUCUAGUGCAGUCGCAAAAACCAUCAAGCGCUAUGAUGAAACUGGCUCUAAUGAGGACUGCCACAGGAAAGGAAGACCCAGAGUUACCUCUGCUGCAGAGGAUAAGUUCAUUAGAGUUACCAGCCUCAGAAAUUGCAGUCCAAAUAAAUGCUUCACAUAGUUCAAGUAACAGACACAUCUCAACAUCAACUCUUCAGAGGAGACUGUGUGAAUCCGGCCUUCAUGGUCGAAUUGCUGCAAAGAAACCACUACUAAAGGACACCAAUAAGAAGAAGAGACUUGCUUGGGUCAAGAAACACGAGCAAUGGACAUUAGACCGGUGGAAAUGUGUCCUUUGGUCUGGAGUCCAAAUUUGAGAUUUCUGGUUCCAACCGCUGUGUCUUUGUGAGACGCGGUGUGUGUGAACGGAUAAUCGCAGCAUGUGUAUUUCCCAUCGUAAAGCAUGGAGGAGGAGGUGUUAUGGUGUGGGGGUGCUUUGAUGGUGAUACUGUCUGUGAUUGAUUUAGAAUUCAAGGCACACUUAACCAGCAUGGCUACCACAGCAUUCUGCAGCGAUACACCAUCCCAUCUGGUUUGGGCUUAGUGGGACUAUCAUUUGUUUUUCAACAGGACAAUGACCCAACACACCUCCAGGCUGUGAAAGGGCUAUUUUACCAAGAAGGAGAGUGAUGGAGUGCUGCGUCAGAUGACCUGGCAUCCACAAUCCCCCAACCUCAACCCAAUUGAGAUGGUUUGGGAUGAGUCGGACCGCAGAGGGAAGGAAAAGCAGCCAACAAGUGCUCAGCAUAUGUGGGAGCUCCUUCAAGACUGUUGGAAAAGCAAUCCAGGGGAAGCUGGUUGAGAGAAUGCCAAGAGUGUUCUAAGCUGUCAUCAAGGCAAAGGGUGGCUAUUUGAAGAAUCUCAAAUAUAAAAUAUAUUUUGAUUUGUUUAACACUUUUUUGGUUACUACGAUUCCAUAUGUGUUAUUCUACAAUGUAGAAAAUAGUAAAAAUAAAGAAAAACCCUAUAAUGAGUAGGUGUGUCCAGACUGUUGACUGGUACUGUAUGUGAAUGAGAUUUCUGUAUAUCAUUUUAAAUCAAUUUGCUAAAAUUUCUAAAAACCUUGUUUUCACUUCGUCAUUAUGGGGUAUUGUGUGUAGAUUGGGGAGAAUGUAAUCCAUUUUGAAUUGAGGCUGUAACACAACAAAAUGUGGAGUAAGUCAAGGGGUAUGAAUGCUUUCUGAAGGCACUGUAUAUAUAUUAUGUGUGUUUGAACUUUACUGACCACCCUGUAUGUUAAUUCAUGUUUAAGGGUGUGUGUGUCGUCUGUGUGUAGUCUUGAGCACACGUGUGUGUGCGCAUGUUAGUGUGUGUGUGUUUACCCAUGUUAAACCUGUGUCCCCUCUCUCUGUCAGAUGUACCGGCUGACUCUGCGCAGCAGCAAGGACACCGUCUCCCAGCGCGUCUGUGACCUCCUGGCAGAACAGUUCUAAAACCCUGAGUCUAGAACCCACCCAACGCGCUCCAGGCCGCCAUCAUCAUCACGCUGUAGACACCCAACACACCGAGACCAGCAUUUCAACUCACCCCACCCAUUUCAUCCCUCCCUCCCACCCCACCCAUUUCAUCCCUCCCU